Messenger RNA from Xyrichtys novacula (pearly razorfish), 50451 nucleotides. NCBI's taxonomy places the organism in Eukaryota, Metazoa, Chordata, Actinopteri, Labriformes, Labridae. The record is from the annotation of a GenBank genome assembly.
GUUACACUUUCGCGCAGGACGUCCCUGUGUCGAGAGUGGACAGUUAUCUCUCUCCCACUUCAUUUCAAGUGGGUGCAGAUGCAGUUAUAGGAACCGCGCCUGCUCUUCAAUUUCAACAGAAUUUCACCUCUUAUUCUCUCACCCCCCUGGGCUGCCCAGAGAACUGCACGUCCAGAAGACUUUAUAUUUUUAUUUUAAUAUCGCGAGAGUAGCAUUAAGAUCCUCCAGGGUUACUGUUUUCUAACUAGGAGGCAUUAAUCCAGUCGGUCACCCGCUGCCUGUACGGGAACACGCACUGAAACAGCAAUGGAGUACCUCAAGUUAUGUUUUGUUUUAUUAUGCUGGAUGGAGUUUGCUCUUUCUCUUUCUUUCACCGAGACACCUCAAGCUCCUGUGCUAAUUCCCAAAGGUAAGACUAAUAAAAGUUUUGAUAAUGUGGGGUCGCGUCGAAAUCUACCCACCGACGUUUUAUUGUAUGUAGCCUAACAUCUGAACUAAGUGUGAAGUUAAAUGUCAAAUUUAAUAGCUGUCAUGGAAAAACGUUGUACGACGGGUACAGGGUGUGGAUAACGGGGCAGGUUGAAUGCCCGUGGCUCCCCGGAAUAUUUAACCCGCGACUUUGGACCAUUUAAUUACAUGACAGAGCUCGAGCACAAAAGAACUGUCUGCGGUUUCUCACGCGCCGCUUUUUGCUUCAUGUCGUUUGCUCGCGUGCAGCUUUGGCUUUUAAAUACACGUCAGGCUGUGAAAUAUCCAGCGCGAGGAAUAAUCAGCCAAUUGGCAGCGGCUGUAUGAUGCCCUCGCUCAUUUUCACUUUUCUCAAUUAAACUUACCCGCGAGGCAAAAGCGACGCACAUUUUAUCUUUCACGAUUUUAACUAUAAAUCAAAAUGUGUAGGAAAUUAACCAACUAUUUUAAUGUAAAACAAGCAUUUGUGAGCUCGAGAAACAGAGGCGCAGAUGUAAACCUGCUUAUAAUUGAAGGCUCGUGGAGCAGAGCCAAGUUCAACCUGUUUGAGUGCUCAGCUGUUCAGACAUCCUAUAUACAUACAUGUAUACAGUAAGUUUGUGCUCCUUAAAAAAGCAGCAGCCCACUCCCACAGCUUUAUUGAGUUGUUUGUAACCCUUCUCCCUGUUAGCAUGUUGCUAGGGUAAAUUGCUCCAAAUUGCCCUGAAAUCAUUUCAGUUAAACACAGCUCUUUUCACGCACACAGGGCAUCUUGUAAAAACCUGCAGACAACAACAUAAGUGGAGACAUGUGUGAGUGUUUUUUAUGUCGUAAGUAGGCUACUGUGGGCCUGUGUUCAGGUUAAGUCUGGAAAUGUACUUUUCUAAUGAUGCAUUUUGCUUGGGUGAGGCAGUUUGCUAUCAGGGAACAACAGCUGCCUUCAGUCUCCACAGGCUGGCUCUGUCCUCUGCUCUGGACCAACACAGUAGCCACAGUUCCUUUACAAGGGUUAAGAUGUUUACUUACAAAAGCUUUUCAAGACACCUGGGAGGGAUUGAAACACGAGCUAAGAGUGCACCAGCUAAAUUUUUCUCACCUCAAGUAUAGAUUUCACCUGAAAUGGUAUUAAAUUCAUUAAAAGAAGUAUGAAAUUAAUAUUUUUUUAAAUGGGGCGACAAUAAAAUAAGAAGCUUUGGCAAGUAAUGAAAAAAAAGUUAAGAUGUUGUAGCACUGCCAAACAAAGGCAGUAACAAAAGUUAAUUUUCUUUUAAUUUUAAACAGCUAAUUAUUUUUCUACUUUAAUAAAAAAGGCCUUCACACCAUCCCCGAGGCUAGUCCAUCAUCCUCAGAUUGCCUUUUAGAUUUACAGUCAAAAACAAAGGCAAUCAUGAAUUAACAGCAAAAAAAAAGAAGCUAAGGUUUAGAAAUUAUUAUUAUUUUACAGAAAAUUCAUAUGAACGAUAGAGAUUUAAGUAGCUGUCCUUCAGUUUUUUGUUUUUUUAGAUUUGCCUUUGAGAGUUUGAGGUUUUGCUGUAUUUAACAAAAACUUAAUAAAGUUACACAUUAAAUUGAAAAAUGUAAUGCAGGCCAGAUGUUUUUCUUUAUUAAACCCUUUUGGGAGCCAUUUGCCUUUUAACACUGACGCCUUGUUCAGAAAUCAAUUAUUUAAGGGGGUUUGUUCGGAUCAUAACGUCAGCUUAACACCUUUAAAUGAUGUGUUAACGGAGUGUUAUAUCAGCUAGAUGCGUCACUGUUACCCCCAAGUUUUCUAAUCUGCUUUUUCUCUUAAAGUCUGGUGUUUUUGUUUUAAAAUAAAAGAUCAGCAAACAGCUAUAAUGGCUGUAAUUACUUAGGAGAGUGAUGUCAGGUCUUUGCCAGCUGGGUAAGCACUCAUUUUCUCCUUCAGAGUGAGGUCAGAAACAUGUUAAAGAGCACCUUCAGAAGGCUUGCUCUGUAUAGUGUGAGUGACUCUGCUAUAGGUGUAUGUAGCUAUAGAGGUGGGAUGUUAUGUUUAAGGAAAAUUGGCACCUGAUUUUUGAGGUUCAUAGCAACAUUUUGGUCAAGACUUUUACCUCUCCUCCAGCUUUUCUCUGGAGGCAAAAUCUCUCUCCAUCACCUACGGUACAAAGUUUAAUGGAGGGAUUAAGCACUGAAAGGAAAGGUGAAGGAGGCAGGAAUGCAGCUUUCUGCCCAUUUCUCACCUACGGGCACCUGGCAGGUCUCUGUGAACAGCGGACGUGGCUGUUGGGUUUGGAAAUUUACAAAAACCGGGGCGGUGUAGACCCCCUCUGUCCAAGCUGUCUGAAAGGAGCCUUUUACAUAUUUCUGACUGACUGUGUGAGCAGCACUUCUGACUGAGAAUAUAUGGCUCUAGUAUUUAGUCUCAUCUUACAUUGUGGGUCUUUAAAGUUAUUUUAAAAUAUUUAUUUUCCAAGCAGGUAAAAGAUGCAAGUUACAGCCGUGAAAGCAACAACUUUUCAGUGUCCUUAACAAACUUCUGUGGGAGUUUGGGAAGUUUAAACACAAAGUUGCUGACAAAUGAAAGCUCAAAAGGCUUGGAUGACCUUAAGCAGACCCUCUCAAGAAUACUAAUAGAUAUUAUGACAUUAUUGACUUAGGAACAAGUUGUGUAUUCUUGACAGUUCCUUGAACAUAUUUCCUGGCAAGUGUUUUCAUGAGUGUGUAUGUGAGACUGAUACCAUAGCUCAGUACGAUCUGGCUUGCCUCAUCGUUCUCAUAAAAUAGAUUACCUCUCCCAGACAUCACUUACGUGUCAACAGGGAGGACUUGAUGGCAAAGAAAAGGAGACUCCACCUAAAGUCACCCAUGACUUAUAUACUGUAUAAUAGCGCUCUCUAUGCCUGUAAUUCCAGUCUAACAAACUAACAAACCAUGCUGGCCGUCCCAGGCUGUAAUCAUGUCUUAGAACAUUGUCACUGUGUCACCACACGUUUGGAUCUGUGCCCUCUCUGUGGCCAAGUGUGCAUUGUAUAGUCUGCCUUUCUACUCGGUCUCUUUGUGCCUGUGUCCGACGUGUACUCUGCUGACUACAAAGCUAAUAGCUCCCCUGAUGCAAAGUCUUCUAGCACAGAUGAUAAUCAGCUGUGUUGUCAAAAUCAUGGCUUUAUUACAAGUAUUUCAUUAUUCCACCAAACAAGUGAUGUUAAAUUACGACUGUCAGAGAGUGUUAUCUCGGCAGCUGUUAAUAUUUGGCAAGAGCCAUGUUGGCUGGAUCUUUUAGGGUGUACUGUUUUAAUCGAAACAUACCGUCCAAACGAGUCCUGUCUAAUCGUAGACAAUAAGUCAUAAAAGUGAAAUCAAGGACGGCUUGAAUUCUUUUAACAUACCAAUGUACUGUCGUCUGUAAAGAGUGGCUACAGCUGCAAGAUAGGUAGGACCAAGUUACAGCUUCUUACUGGAAAACUUGCCAUCAGGAGACUUGUAACCAUAAUUCAUUCAUACUCAGGACUAUUUAGGGAGGCUUUGAGUGCCUGUUAAUCCUGCCGUUAGAGAGGUGAUAAACAGUAAACUGGGUAAAUAAAUAACCUUUGCUAAAACUUUCCACAGAAACUAUUCUCACUAGCUGACUUGACUGUUAAAAGUAGGGUUGUUUUGAUACUAGAAUUCUUGUGAUUACACAGUUAAGAAAGCUCUUGGACACCCUAAAAUGCUUGACUUAAAGUUUUUGAUUUUCAACCUUGACAUUGUUCUAGUAUUGAAGAGGUCAGUAAACAUGUACCGUCUGUCGACGCACUGUUAAGAGCAACAAGAGGGAAAGAUACUCCAUCUUCUACAUUUGUUACAGUGAGAAUUUUAUGGGCAUCAGCUUUUGUUCAACAAGAAGCAGCUUACAGCCAGUAGACCACACACAAAUGUCAGUAUUUGCCAGCCUGUGAAUGAAAAUAGCCAGUGCUAAAAUUACUAUGAUAGAGAGCAGAGCACUGUCAUGACUGUGAUGGAGAGCACUUGAAACCAGGAUGAACUGGGAUCCAGAGAGGAUUGUCACGAUUUACACAAAAUUAAAAGUGGUUGUUAAGGUAACCUGUACGAAAGAAAGACAGCGUUUUCCAAGCAGAAUACAGCCUUAUUGUGUGUUUAUGAGCCGUUGGUUUCAGUGUAAUUUAACUAAUGACUCCAGCCUGUAAUAACAAUCACGCAAGCUCAGAGGAACAUGCAUCAGCCAAACCACUUGGGUAUAUUCAGGCAUGUUCUGUUGACUUUCAAUGCAGAGAAAACCUCAUUUUGCGUAAUCAGCAUGUCAGUGUUUGUGAAAUACUUGUCUAACAGCCAAGUUGCAAAAUAUAAUCAAUAAAACAGCUAAUAUAUCUUGAAACUGUUUUCUUACUUGUAUCAAAACCGUGUUGGCAUGUACAUUAACAAUUAAACUAAAGUCAUUUUACUCUAACUUCAUUAUGCUGAAGAAAACCGUGUGUGUAAUCUGGUUAGAACAAAGAGGUAUUUGAAGUCCCUCAGUGGCCCUGCACUGCAGCCAACAGAGGAAAUGAUUGCUAAAUGUAAUCAUUGACUCCUGACGUGCAGACUGAGACAUAAACCAGUUCAAAAUUAGUCUUUUUUUUUUAAUUUUAUUUUCAGUGCUCCUCCUGGGCUAAAUAAACUAGUCUUGAUUUAUUAUGACGUGCAAUGAGACCCCCAAAUUGUUUCCUGGUACAGUGCCGGUGACAUCAUUCCACAUCCUCAGGCUGAAGUGACAUGUGUAAUUGAAAACAGCCUUUUUUUCUGCGGGUGCCCUACAAGCCUGUUGUGGCUUCUAGAAGUGGUAUGUUUCAUCAAUCACAGUGACUUUGAGUAGUCAUUGGAAAAAUUAAUGUAUUCAUAUUGUGGAGAGUAAAAUAAUGUCUAACUAGUGGAUGAGAGCAUUAGCUUUAGCAGUCUCUUGGGUGUCAUCAUUUAAAAUGCAGCUAACUGCAAACACAUGGUGUGCUCACCUUUGUAGCAACAGUGCUAUUUUUUGGGGUCAAAGGAAUGUCUGCAUGUUCAGGAACUGCUCGCUGUUCAAUAUCAAAAGUGCCUCCUUUGUGCCAAAACUCCUUGUAGUCGUAUUAAAAUUCUAAUGACUUCUAAAGCUGGAAAACUUUUGCAAGUGACAUCCGGUUUGGGGAUGCGCUUUUAUGCUUAGCAGAGGGCUGAGAAAUGAAGGAGUAGCUUUGAUGCAUGUUUAUAAGACUUUGUAGGAAGACAGCACUACUGGAGGAUAAACAGAGAGUCAACACGUGUGGAUGAACUCUGCAAAGAUCAGUCCUUAACCUGAGUGUGUGUCCACAUACUGUCACAGAUAUUGGCUGUUAAGGGUUUACUGCUAACCAAACAAGUGGUCCUUCCUCUUGAGAGCAGAGGAUCCAGUGUCCAUGAUUUCCAAAAGAGUGUCAGUUCUUGAUUAUCAGACUAUAGGAAAGUUUCCACUUUGCCUCAGUCUAUCUGAAUUAAAUCGGAAAGAGUUCAAAGAAGUUGCCAGCAUUUCUCGAUCAUAUUCAGAGUUGAUAGGUUUGUCCUUUGAAUGGUACAAUUUUGACUUGCACUUCUGGAUGCAUCGACAAAUUGUGUUUGCAGACAGUGAUUGUUGCUGCUGCUUAAAGGCCUAAAGAUUAUCCAUUAGUCAUUGAGAGAUUAGAGAGACUGUCUCUCUGGAGUGCUGUCUUUAUACCUGGUCAUGUUACCGAACUGCUGCAUAAAUUUUGGGGAUGUUUCAAAGCUCAGUUCAUUUGUUGGUUCAACCCUGGAAAUUUGGCUAAAAUUAAUGUUUGCUCAUCAUACUUUACAUACCAGCUGAAAACUGUGGUAUUUCCCUUUAGAUCUGUCUGAAAACAUUUAAAAAACUUCAAAAAUCAACACCGAUAGGCAUCAGACAUAGAAUAAACACAGGUUUCUCCCCAUCUCCUGAUGCAGUCACUGUGAAGCGUUAGGCUUUGUCAUACUUUCUUGUCUGGAUUUAGAUGAAUGUCGCCACAGAGUGUUUACAGUAAAUGUCUACACCUGCAGGGUGCAGACAGUGUAAUGCUGAGGAAUUCUCAUGCAGAGGAAGACUGUGAGUUUGACAGUAACUGAGCAUAUCAAACAUAGCUUUACACGUAAGUUGGUGGCGUUUACAUGUAAAUUUAUAAAGUAAGGGGUCACUGUUUUCUCUAUUCUGCUCUUGGCUCUGUAGUUAAUGUGAAUCUCACCUGGGUCACAGGUGUUUGCAGCACAGGGCUGUCUGGUGUCUAGCUUAUUCGAAGUGUGUUGUGAGGAACAUCUUGAGAUUAGAAUUUCUCGUCUUCUUGAUGAUAACUAUUUUCCAUCCUCAUACACUACAACUCCUUCUUUCCUCUAUAAAAAGGAGGAAAAUAAAGCUGGUAUUUGACAGAACGCUCAUAACCUGAUUGAUCGUCAGCCUGUAUGUGUGUUUCCUGUACAAGAUCAUCUUUCACCCUGGAUGGGACUGAGCUGACAUAGGCACAGCCUCACUGUUGAGUGGGAUGAUUAAUCUCAUGUAGUUGUUGGCUGUUUGACAGAAAUAUAACGAGUCCUUUGAAAUUUCUGCAGCUGUAAUGACCGAAUUUAGUUCCCUCAACAGUAGUGGAGUUACAUUAAGUUCUGUUUUUUACACCAAAAUCAACAGUAGUAUACUGCUGCAAGGAAAAUAUCCUUCCAAUAUCAGGCAGCCCUUAUUCAGCUGCAUGAGCAUCCGCCUAAACUGUGUAACAGUUUUAUCAAGACUCAGUGGACUUAAAGGUUAGAUCCGAUCUGCAUUUGUUUGAAAAAGCCAAGGAAUUCAUCGAUUAACCAAACUAUUUGCAAUGUCCUUAACUUGAAACUGUUUCAGACCAUUUUUGGGAGCUCUUAUGCGAACUGAACAUUUUUGUCUUGUGUGACCAAAAAAAGAAAUCUCAGUGGCCUGGACUGUCCCAUCUAAGAAGACAGAUAAUGUUAUUCUAACAUUCAAGGCCAGGACACAUUCCCAUGAUACCUCUCUCUGUUCUAAAAAAAAAUGCUUACUUAGACCCAGUGAGUCAGGACUUCUGCUCAUCCGAGUGUGAAAGUUUACCUAGAUGGCUGAUCCCCAUGUGGUACACACAGAGAGAGAAAGAGAGAGUGUGAGGGAAAGACGGCUCGGCGCCCAUGCCUUUCUUGGAGAGAAGUUACAGCAGCGCUGUAAGAGCCGCAUUCCUCCUCUACUGUGGGCUGUUCUUACAGAACUGACAUGAGAGUGUGUUAUGUUUACUCUGACCAAACACUCAUCCCACAAAAUCACAGCUGUCUAAAAACCUCUCCUAUCUCACUGCGCCGCCAUCUACCUCUUUGUAAUGCUUUGAAUUAGCGAUUGUGCUGUUUUAUAAAACGGAGACUUCAGGACGGUGAUUACAGUUUGUGGCUAGAUUGGAACUUUCUUCUAUUUUACCUCCCCCCUCUUCAGAGAGUGAACAGACUGUUUUGUUUUCUCUCCUUGGAAACUAAAUUGAACUCUGAGACUGUAUAUACUGUAGCACAGAACAUUCAUCGACAGAAUCAAAUAUAUACAGUGUGAGCAUUUUUAAAUUACCAAACUUAAAUCACUUGGACAAACUCGUCUGAAUACGAAAAGUUAUUUAGUGGAAGCAUUUUACCUGCUGGAGGAAGGUUUGGGUCUAAUGACUUUAACACUGUUUCUGUCAGCAACUCCCAGAUUAGUUGUUGCUAUUUCAGAGGUAAUGAAAUGUGUAGGAAAUGUGUUUUGGAAAGAGCAGAUGGAAAUAAAAACUUUGACUUACAGCUUAUUUGUACUCUAUCUUUAUGCACCUCAUAUUGUUAUUUAAAUACUGAAAAAUGUGAAAGCAGACUGCAGGUUUUUCUAAUAUCAUGCAUGUGUGUGACAUCCCAGUUACUUUUAUAAAGGGUCUUUUAAAGUAGGAAGCUCCAUAAUUCCGUUGAAUGACGACAUGAAGUCUGUUUAGAUAAUUUACUGUAAACUACUGCCCAGCACAAAAUCAUCUCAUCACCACCUUUAAAAUGGAACUCAACACUUUGAGCCUGAGAUUUACAGUUUGAUGUUAAACUGAUGUUUUUUCCAACUUUGUCCAUCUACAAUUUAUGAUAAUGAUAAUAGGGUGUUGGAUAUGGUCUUUUGACGACUUCCCUGACAAACAUAAAUUCAUCAUAGAAAAUAUUACUAUCCCUGUCUUGGAAUAAAACUGACAGAUCAUAAAUCUUCUACUGGACAUUUUUAUCAUAUCUGGAUCCAACACUCUCAUUUCAAGCCACUGGUUUCAUGACGCAACUGCGAAUCCUACUGGGAUUUUUUUUUCCCCACCAGGAAUUGUGAGGAAAAGCCACAGAAGAGACCGCUAGGAAGUGUUUCAGCGACAAAUUUUAAUGUGAGAAAUAAAAGUGUCAGUCUCAUCCUUUUAAAUCAAAGGUGGUUUCAUCCCCAGGCUGUACUUAACUGGGAGUCUGCUUGUAGGGACGCAGUCAUGUGGCCUGCUGGGGGAAAAGCAUGUGUGGCUCUAAAAGGUCAGAGUAAAGCCACUGGGGGGUAAUUGGGAUCAGGGGGUGACAAUAUGCAGCUUACUGCAGGCUUUAAUAACUUUAAAACAAACAGAGCUACUGGUGAUCAUUUUAUUUGAACACAAAAACAAAUUGAAAUUGACUGAAAAAGAAUUGAAAACACAUGUCCUAGCUGGAAUCAUGGCUUAGGGACGAAUCACGGUGGUCUGAAAAAAGCUGCCAAGAAAUCCCAGCAGAGAGUACUUAUGAAGGCAGAGCUGUUUCAGGCUAUCCUCUUUCAGCUGUUACUGAGCUUUUUGUCGCACAUUCAAGUUCAGCACAAUAAAUGACUUUAGGAAAACUAAAAAGUUAGUUUGGAUCUGCCUUACACAGAAAAAGGGAAGGGAAAAAGUCAUUAUUUAUAGCACAUACAAGCAGAAGUCUUUAAACUGAAACUUGGUACAACUCUGCCACCAUGACAGGCUGAUGUGAGGAAAUACGGGAGGCACGUUAACCCCUCUUGUAAGCAUUAAAACCACUUGUUCAACAGAGCUGUGAUACAAAUGUGUUUCCCAAAUGUGAGACACAUCAUUGUCUCCCUGCACUACGCUCGGCAUAUCUCCACCUCCGAGCCAAGAACCGGGACACACCUGCGGCUCAUAAUCGCCUUCCCUGCCCCGUGUUUGGUGCUUAGGUUAGGAUGAAUCCCAUGGUGCUCUGAAACCAGCCCAGCUCCUUCCUAUAAACGUUGUCUGAGGCUGUUAAGUUAGAGGCAGACAGGGAGCGAUUUCCAACCUGUAACAGAACCUUAGUGUCAGACGAGCGCUGGAGUUGCCAUUAGAGCGAUGACAGGGCCACAGGCUAGACUGGGAUGAGAGAAUGGCGGAGUCACGUACAUCAGAUAGAUGGAAAAAAAACUGAGCAGGGACUAAAUAUACUGGACUGUACUUUGGAGGAGGGCGGAAAUAUUCUUUUAUCAGACUCAUACACAAAACUCAUACAACACCACUGGAGCAGAUCGCCAAAGUCUGAUGACUUACAGUGAAACAAGAAUUUGUUGUAACUUUAACAGUAACUUCCUGUUACUGGGUCCAAACUGCCUUAAACUUCACAGGUUUGAUCGAACUAUAAUAUAUUCAGUCAAUAUUACCGAAGACGCGAUAAGCCAUUGAACUUAAUUUCACGACCUCUCAUGGUCAAACAUGCAAGGGCCCACACAGUACAGUUUACCUCUGUAGCUAAGCUUAAUCUUCAGCACAGAUAAAAAUCUAAAUUCAAUGAAUCAUAUCCAUGUUGCAGUUUUGGACUCCAGUGGCUCCAGAUGGUUUAUGAGUUUGAUGAGAUGGUCGUUGCCAGAUACAGGGGAAAAAUCCAAACAUAUCUUGUUUAGGUCUUGACUCUUAAUACCGAGGCAGAGUGCUCUCCUGGGUCCUUUACAGGUACCUGAUAUGCUCUUUCUCAUACUUUUUAUACUGCUUUCCAGUGUACAGUAACUUCUUUACGAGGCUUUAGAGGAACAUAAUGCAGUUUUCUUUAAUUGAAUGCAGAUCGGUUCUUGACACACGAAAAGCAUGAUUAGUGUUCAAGUGGUCUUAUAAAAGUACAUGAAAGUGUCAUGAACUUUUGUUGGCCUGACUGACUUCAAGCUCAGAACAACAUUAGGCACAGUUUAGAAGAGAUAUUUAGAGAGCUGGAAAAUAAUGGGAACUCUUCAUUCAACAGUAGAGUUCAGUGAACAGGAUCUAGAGACCCAGGGCACUUCCUUCCUGGACUCUUUCUAAUCAAGGCCACCCCGGUUUGGUUUGAGAAAACAUAACAGAACAAGUGCAAAGCAGCUUAGUGGGUUUAGUCUCUUUCUAGCCUCACAUGAGGCGAUGGUGCUAAUUUGUAUUUGGUCUAACCCGUCUUCAGACCUCAAGCUUCAGAACUCAUGGCCACUGGAAAUGUCCUUCAGCCUUGUGGGAGUUUUUUUAAACCCAAAAAGGAUAGAAAAUAUUGAGUCUUUGUUCAAAAUUAUACUUCUGCUUUUAAAUCAAAUCAAGACUACUGUAUAUGUAUGUAGCUAAUUUGAGAUGGAGGUUACGAUUGCUAAGCCAAGCAGUUACCAGUUUGUUGACAUAGGUUUGAGGUUUACGAGGAAGUUGGUUUACAGCAGUUGAAGUCUCAGUGCUUAUAUAUAUAAGCACAUUUUAGACAUAUUACCAUUGAAGCCAAGAUUUGGCCAUAAAAAGAUCUAAAUGUUAGAGCUCUUAAGCUCUAACAUACAAUGUUGCAGUUGUCAUCUUCAAGAUUAUAUCCCCACAUCCCUGUAAUUUGGUAACCAUAAUAUGUGAUGACUUUAUAAGAUAUACAAGUAAGGUUGUUGAAAUUUGUUUUUCUUUCUCUUUCAGAAAAGUUGCUCGUCUUAACUGUUGCAACGGAGGAAACCGACGGCUUCCUGCGCUUUAUGAAGUCUGCAAACUAUUUCAACUACACUGUGAAGGUAAGACGUUCUUCUCAUACUCACAUACCCCAAGCUAAUGGUGUGUCACACAAACACAUAAUCAGACCAAAUGCUUUAAACACACUCGAUUGAUUGGGCCUCUAAAAGGGAACAAUGAGGUGCAGCGAGCGUCUAAAAAACAUCUUAAAGAGCCACUCCUCAAUGUGGGUCCACAAACUCUGCCUGUGGUUGAAGCCACAUUAUAAAAACGAGUCAGAGUUAGAGCAGCCAAGCAUCUGCAUAGUCCUCUGUCUUCUGUCUGCCAGCACAUUCAAGCUACUUUUUGUGGCCAUUACGUACCGAUUCCUGCGAGCAAAUAACCUUCACUGUAGUCAGUCUGCUGUUAUUCUUCUCUUGCUAAUAUUUUUCCUUGCGGCUGGAAGUGCACUCAGCUAUGUACAGAAAAUCCAAGGACACUACAUGAGGUAACAAAGAAAACAGGGAACUGUCAGAGCUUCAGUGUUAUGUGUAUGGUUGCUGUGAACUUAUAGACUCAUACUCCUCCAUUCUUCCUUUAGUUGUGUAACUUUCCUUUUCACAUUUCCAUUACAAACCACUGAGAUCGAGUGAAAGUGUAUCUUGGCUGCACAUCUCAGAAGAUUUUAAAAUGUGAUUUUCUCCCUGAAUCCUGACUUGACUCGUUCUCUUAACUCAAUGUGAAUACUGAUUUAAGAAAGAGACAAAAACACUGAUAUUUUGUGAGCUGUUACAUAGAACUUGGAUUAAAAACAAACUUUUGCUUAUAGUAUUUAUAUGGCUGCUUUCUCUGUCAAAUUCCUGUAUUAAGGAACAAAUACCAUUCCUCUAUGUGGUCCAUGAGUUACUGUUUAGACUUGCAUGAGUCUAGCUGCAAUGAUCUGCUCUAAUUGUAGCCACCAUUACAUGAUUGCCUUAUCAUCUAAUGCAGCUCUACAUCACUUUCCUUUAGAGCAGUCUGAUUACACGACCUUUACUUGGCCUCUUUCUUGAAGUCUCUUAACGGCAGAAUCCCCACUUUGUUUCUAGAUGUAAACUAACGACUAAAAUCUGGGCCAUGGAUUCUGUAGGAUGUAGGUUUUUUCAGUGCAGCCGGGUAAAGCUUUAACAUGCAGGGAUUUUAACUUGUCCGUCAUGUGUUCUGUCUCAGGUGCUGGGAAUGGGAGAGGCAUGGAAAGGUGGUGAUGUGGGACGCUCCAUUGGCGGGGGCCAAAAAGUCAGACUACUGAAGGAGGCCAUGGAGGCUCUGGCUGACCAGGAGGACCUGAUCGUCCUCUCAGUGGAUAGGUAUGUUGUCAAACAAAGAUUUGGUUUUUCUGUGAUUGUAUGGAUUUUUAUUAUUAUUUGAAAAUCAGUCUUUGAUGGAAGUGGAUUAAUACACCUCUGAAAAAAAGAUCAAACUAUUAUUUGUUUUUCUCUCCUUACCUUAUGUGUAUCACUUUCAUCUCAAACGUCAGUCUGAUUGAGCUCUGAUCUGAAUUACCUUUGAUUUGAGUUACAAAACAUCUCCUUGACAAUAAAGCUAAGCAAAACACCCCUAAUUGCUGUGUCGAUCCAUAAAUCAGAAAUGAAACUUAUUCCCACAAUCACAGGCUGACACGAUUACUCUGAACAUGAUUUAUCCUCAGUGAGAGCUGUUCCUGCCCUCCUAACCGGUGCUUAACUGCCCUCAGCUCAUUCAUGUUAAGGCAUUAUUAUAGAGCACGGGCAAAUAUGUGAGGAGAGUAAUUUUCACAUGCAGGUAACUGAAUUAUAGUGGCAGAUUUUUCAAGGCCAGUGGAAAGUUUUGCUGAGGUAAUGCGAGUGGAUUGGAGUAAUCACAGCUUUGCAGACUUCAAAUAGAGAUGAUAAUGACGAUGAUGAUACCGCAUCAUGUCACUUGAGUAAAGAUUGCUGUAACUGAAAAAUUGUCACACCCCUUGCAACAGAUAUUGGAAUAUAUUUGAUCCUUUCCCCCCAAAAAGUGUUGUUGUAAACUGCACUGUUCACAUUAUGAGACAUUUUGUGUUUUAAAUCUAUGAAUCAGCUGUUUUGAGAGGUACUGCCUCUGGUUUGGCCACAGCCUUUUUGUCUCAUGCGAAUUUGUUUGACAGAAAUGUAACUGCAACACAAACAAAAAAUCAUCCUGAGUAUCGCUGAAAAACGCAAGCAUGUAACCCAAAAGUCUGAAAUCAAAGAAAAUAGUGUGUUACAAAAGAAAAGAAUUAACUAACAAGAACAAACUUAUAAUAUUGUGAGACUGAAUUCUUUUUAUUAUCAGAUGAUAUUUUCUCUGUUCAAAGAGUUGAAUAGUUAAUUGACAUUUAUGUUACAAGAAUAAAGUCGUGACUUAAGGCUAUGUGGUUAGCCUGGAUAUGAUAUCAUGACUUUAUUCUCAUAGAUUUACAACUUUUUCUUCUUCCAACUAUAUUCUUCAAAUCUCUCAUGUUUCAUCUGUAAUGUGGUCCUAAUCCUCUGUUAGUCAUAAGCCAAACACCUUAAAAGGUUUAAUAAAAAGUUAUUGCCAGUCUUGGCAAAUGCAAAUACUGAAUGGAAAAAUAGUCCAGGGGAUUUAAAUAGAUCCAAAACCAAAUCCACGACCUGGAACCAUUCAGAUUCAUUUAGACUCUUGUUUUGGUGCCGCCUGCCAGUGACCGAAAGAGGACUAUGUGCUGAGUCAUGCUCCUGGACUACAACUUUUGUUAUUGUCAUAUGACUUUAAUUUCCUUGACCAACUUAGAUGAUAAAUUAGAGUAACACCAAAACUGGGUGAGUCUGACUUCUAGUCAUAUUACUGAAUGUUAAAAUGUUAUUUUAACUGCUUUGUCUGGGAUAAGAUGUCAUUGGCAGUGGCUGUGAUUUACGACUGCACUAAGGCGCAAAGAGUACAUGUAUAAAUUAUCUAAAGCAUCCAGCCUUUCUCACCUGUAAGACUUUACUUCCUCUCAUGCCAUGCCUGAGGUUGCAAAGGUUACCUCUCUUUACUUUUCUUACCACCAUAUAUAAAAAUGUUUAUAUUUAGUGCAGUUUAUUUGGGUUGAGACAUUUUUAGACUUGUUUUCGCUGAUGCAAGUAGAGGUGGGUGUUUUAUAGCCAGUGAGUCUGUGGAAAAGUUCUCGUUGAAACACAUCAGAGCUUUUACUGUUCAGGCUUCACACUCAACAGUGAAACUACCAGAAAUGUUUGAAUUUUUCACAUCCUUAAAAUAUUCACCCUUUGAAUAAAGCGUAUUUCAAAACCACCAUGGGACUUAUGAAAAGGGGUAGGAGUGUUUCUUUUAUCUGUCACAGCUGAUUCAUUAUCUAUGGAUGAAUCAGCUGUUUUCCUGCCUGGACAAAUGCUGCUGAUGAAGAAUGUCCACUGUUGACAUUAAGAUGUUAAUCUGUUUAAAGUCAUGUGGGAACGCAGGUUUGGUGUUUAAGAAAACUGUCAGACUGCUAGAUCAUGAUCUGUUGUAUUUCAUCUUCACUCCUCCCUUUUAGCUAUGAUCUUAUCUUCGCUGGGGGCCCAGAGGAGAUUCUCAGGAAGUUCCAACAAGCCAAUCACAAAGUGCUCUUUGCUGCAGAGGGACUAAUAUGGCCAGAUAAGCGACUGGCUGAAAAGUAUCCCUCGAUCCGCAGUGGCAAGCGCUACCUCAACUCUGGAGGUGGGUUUCAAGAAUUCAAAAUAUGCUUGGAGUGCCUUGACAUUUCAGUCUGUUGAAACUUUUUGUCAUGGUUGUCCUGAUGCUCUCUUUGCACUUUGGAUAAUGUAAAAGUGAUCCUAAAUUCCUCAGUGUCAGCUGACAGAAGGUAGAUAAACAAUAGUGAAGUUUCCACUUUAUCACUGAGAUUUUUUUAAAAUGGGUGGUGCUCCUGGACAUGUUCUUGCAGGAGCUCGGUGUCUCUUGUUGUUUUUUCAUGGUUUAAAUAAUGAAACCCACAUCAAAUGUUGCUUUUCUGACAUCUUAGUUAUGUAGGGACCAACUGAAAAUGAUACAGUGCCAUCCCAGUGAAGAAAGAUGACAGCCAAAGCCAUGAGAUGGUGUACGUGGUUAGCUGGAGUACUGCUAAAAGCAAGGCUCUACCAGCUUCAGUCAGUAACCAGGGAGCUUAGUAGAAGAUUUUAAGAUCAUGGAUAAUCUGAGAAAGUCAGUAGAGGAUUGCCUCGAGUCAACAAGGUGCAUGUCUGUACCCAAAAAAGGGAAAGCUGUGCAGUUGUCUUCUUUAAAAGUAAAGUUUUCAAUCCAUCUUCUAUCUAGAAUAGAGAAUGAUGAAACUGUUGAUUUUUAAAGCAAACUUGGCCUCUUCCACUUAAAAUUUGCUUCUAUGUGUCUUUUGAUGGAAUUAAAAGUUUGGUUCAACCGACCUCUUCAGCUCUUUCCACAACCGAGACAGCACAUUCAGAAAGAAUGCAGGUCUUUGUGUAGGUUUACCCAUCACAUUAGACUGACACUAAAUGCACUUAAAUGCCUUUUCCAGUAUUUCCCAGUCUAAUUCUUUCCCUCGUUUACGCAUGUGUUACUUAAAUGAUUACGUGAUGGACUCUGCGUGCUGCCAAACCGUAGGUUACCCACAUUCAGUUCAGUGCCUGGAAGCUUCCUGAGUAGACACAGAUGUAGGAGUGAGCCUGCUGCUCAGCUAACAUGUUGCAGCUUAUAUAUGUAAACUGACACUUAACAGUCAUAAUCCUUACAUUAAUCUACAUAUGUUGAACUGCUCAUUUAUCAUAAUGGUGAUUAUUAUUAUUAGGAUUUUUUUUUUUAUUAAUUGAUUAAUCAGUGACAUUGAUUCUCAAACUGAAGGUUCAGCACCCACGCCUUUAACUGCUGAACAUGGUUUUACACAUACCCCCAUCAGCUGUCAGACUCUGAAGACUAGCAGGCACAGUUGGAAUUCAGAUGGGUAUCCAUACGGCCUCACUGUUAUUGUUUGAGAGAGUGGUGUGGUGCCUCUAGAGAAUAAGAAUGGACUGAUGUUAGCUUAAAACAUAAAACCGCUGGGCUUUAUUUCUUCAAAUGAAAUGGAAGUAUAUUUUUCCUGUAAACUCACCCUUUGAGGAAUUUCCUGUCCGAGCGGAUGGGAGCUGACAGAAGCUCAUUCAUAUGAAUGUUAACUGCAUACUUUGUUCCCUUUCAGCCCAGCCUGACCAUUGAACUCCUGAACUUUGUAUUGUAUUACAUCUGCAUUAUGUUAAAUGAGUUUAUAUUUUUUAAUUUGGUAAAUUUGACAUCAAGCUUGUAAAAAAGUGAGAGAAAAUAUCCAGAGAUUUUUGACAAAGACCAGCAGCAGUACACUCUCACACACAUAAUCCACAUGGCAUGGCCAGCUGUAUCCUGUCUGUCUUCAGGACACAGAAUUACUACUUUCCCUGUGGUCAUCAGCCUGUUCUGACCUCCCAUACUGGACUGGAGCUGCCUCCAGAGGAUCAGAGACUGUAUUUAGCAUUCAUUGUCAAUGACCUGACAUGUGGAUUUGUCUUGGCCCCCACAAAAGGCCACAGUUUAUAUAAAAUUGCAUGUUUUGUUUUGUUUCUAUACAGCUGCCGCCUAAACGACCAUUGGGUAAUAUUUCAGAGCAUCUGGACACAUACUUUCACAAACAAUACAGUGUUUCAGGAAAGGGAUCAGGAUGCAGAAGGCCUGUGUUUGUGUGCUGCUGUGUGUGUUUAUUUAGCUACGUUUAUCUAAACUGCUCACAAAACUUGAAACGUUUAAAACUGAAAUAGACAAAUUGAUUAAUGUUUUAUUUGCUGCUCACUUUCUGUCUUGCAAAUUUAAAGUCUGAAUAUUUCGUACUGCGAUUUUUAGCAAAGCUGGGGAAUUUUUCCAGAAGUAUAUGGUCAAACAGGCCCUGCGAUUCCCAGCGCUUUCCAGGAGUUGUUGAGUUUAAAGGCAUCAUUUUGUGGAUAAGCAGCCGACAAUAUGAGUCCCAUAAAAUUUCAUGAUUUCCUUUCAACUUUCCUUGCUGUUGCCAAAUUAUGUCAUGUCUAUCCUUCGGGCUUUGUUUACAGUGUCCAAGCCUUCUUUUUAAAUGAUGGGAUGCAAAAUGGCGCAGACAAGCGACAUAGCUGAACCCUGCAAUCUGUUGCUGUGGUCAGUGUCCUGGCGCAUAAGAAGGAAAAAGAGAAGACAGGGCAAAGCUGGAAAGGAGAUUACCAUGAGAAAGUACAUUUAGAAAGGGUGUGAGGUACUUGCACAUACUUUUCCAUAUGCCGGCUGCCCCUUAGUCAAUCCUUUCUAUCAACAUACUGUGGGAACAGAGAGUCCCUGCCCACUUUGUGCAUGCUUGGGGUUAUUACCAAGAAUCACACUUAGUGUAAGGCGCUGAGGCUUCCUCGUGUGAAGACCUUUGUGUAUGAAGUUAGCAGAUAGUGUAUAAUUGUCACCAACAGUCUGGCAGUUGUAGCCUAUAUGACCUUGUAAACUUUCCUCAACCCUACACUUAGCGGCUGGAUGUGUGGCUCACACUGUUAUUUACUCCCAGGUAUCAUCGGCUACGCCCCGUACAUAAACCGAAUUGUUUCCCAGUGGAACCUUCAUGACAACGAUGAUGACCAGCUCUUCUACACGAAGAUAUACUUGGAUCCUUUAAAGCGGGUGAGUCAUUUGAGACAACACUAACAUUUAGGUGUGAAAAUACAUCCCUCAGGAAAUCUAUUGGAUGGCUAAGAUACUGUAUGUUGUUGUGCCUUUCAGGAGUCCCUCAACAUGACUUUGGACCAUAAGUGCCAGAUCUUCCAAAACUUGAAUGGGGCAGUUGGUGAGAAAUCCCAGAGACUGAAUUUUACACUAUUUCGUAAUAAAAGUCAGAGUUGUAGUCAUCUGUUUAGCUCCCGCACUCUGGGGAAGAUCCUAACAGUGUUUUCAGAGAACUUGUAGACUUGGAAAAGCAUCCACUCAAAAGUUAUUGACCUUCAAAACCCUGUGUGCUCAUGUGCUAAAUCAAUUUUCAUAACCUGGCCUGUAAUGUCUCUUGUUCCUCUCUCUGGCAGAUGAAGUGCUUCUCAAGUUUGGAACAGACAGAGUGAGAGUUAGAAACACUGUGUACGACUCUCUGCCAGUGGUUAUCCAUGGCAACGGCAACACCAAAGUGAGUGAGAAAUUCUGGCCUCAGGCACACCUAGCAUUUGGCACCACAUGGAUUCUUUCAAGUUGAUUAUUUUUAUCUAGGACACCAGCUUAUGGUUGAAUUAUUAAACUAUUUUCCCCAUUUGCAGACGGGUUUGUUUUCGACUCUCUCAGAUAUUUAUCCAUUGAACAUUAAUCACUAACAGUCGCAUUUCAGUGUAUAGAUCCUGACAAACUCAAGAAACAUUGCUGCUACUGUAGUGGCUGCCAAGAGCCUUGCCUAUAAACCCAAAAUGAUAUUCAGUGCCAGGGACAGAUCUAGCCAAACACAGGCUGUUGUUCCUUUGUGCAUAUAUCCCCUAUUUUUCAUUGUCUUUAUAUCAGAGUGAAAGGCUUACACAAGCUGAAAAGCAAGAUGUCUGUCUAUUCACUCUGCAGCAUUCCUGUUUGGUAUUUUAACCAUCUCUCCCUGCUCCACCACCACCCUCCGUCUGCCUCUGGUCUUCCUUGGUAACGAACCAAAUCCAACAAACUACUGAGUCAUCCUUCCCGGAGGCUCCAACAUCUGCGGGAGAAACUCUAAAUAGUAGAUCACAGAAUGCUUGUCCAAGCAGCGGUUUCUACUGUUGGAGCUGUCAGGCUUGAUCUCUAACCAUUUAUUUAUUGUGACUUUCCAGUUAUCUCGCCAAGUUCAAGCUGAUGAUGUUAGUGGAUGUGAUAAGAGAUUUCUGACAACGGUAGUGCUUACACCCAGCUAUCCACACAAAUACAGACUCUUUCUGCACACUAGAGUUUGAUCAGUCAGUCUCAAAAGUGUCAAAAACUAGUAAAGGAAUGUUUGUAAUUAUGGUCUCAAUCUGUUGGCAUAAAGUAGAGAUGUCCCAAUAUGAUAUUGAUAUCGGUCCAAUAUCAGCAAAAAAGCGAAUAUCGUAUUAUAUCGGCCUACAUUUAAUAUCUCUGAUAUCAGUGCUCUGAUACAAGCAGUCAAUUCCAGACUCUGCUCCAGCACCUCUAUCUAGCAGCCCCCAGAUCAAGCAUGCGAGGCCAUCUGAUCACAACAACAGUGUGUACUAAGGUACAAACAAAGUAGCAAGGAGUAGGACUGAUGUCAACCGUGUGGCAGUAUUUGUGCAAAACUUUUCAUGCACAAUAUCAGUAUCAGCCAAUACUGAAAGCUACAAUAUCAGUAUUGUAUCAGAAGUGAAAAAGUUGAAUAACUUGUCAUGCACAAGUUUGAGCCAAUACCGGAUCAAUAUCAGUAUCAGCCAAUAUUGAAGGCUACAAUAUCUCUAUCAUAUCAGAAGUAAAAAGUUGUAUUGGGACACCCGUACAUAAAAAACAUAUUUCACUGAAGAAUCAUGUCGUAGCUUCACUGUAAGGGAUGUUUGUGGCAACUUCUAUCUGGCAUCUGAUUUUCUUAUCUGUUGUCUUAUUCUUACAACAAAUAACGCAAAUGACAUUUAUAUUUAGAGUUAAGGUGCUAAAAUUAACUUGGGUAAUAAAAGGGAGCUUAAAAGCUUGUCUGAAGGGCACUGGUUUUGCUCUGUGGGCACCCAAUCUGCAGGGUCUCCAGGCCUUAUCGCACUGGUCGCAGGAUCAGUUCCCAGUUUUUGUCUCUAUAAUAAGACAGAAAAAUUCAAACGUCAUCUAAAAAACACUCUAAGGCAUUUGUGUUCUUCAUUCUUUCAUUUGCAGAUGUACUUGAACUACUUGGGCAACUAUGUCCCCAACACAUGGAACUACGAGCAUGGGUGCAGCCACUGUGAUGAUGACAUCGUGGAUUUGUCUCAGUUAAAAGUAAGUGCUUCAAACUCAGACAUUUUCUCCUCUAUUUGCUGUACUAUAUUUAAAGUGCAGCUGUGGAAAGUUUGUAUUUUGUGGACAUAGGAAAGGAUGAGGCAUCUGAACUGUGUGUGUCUGUCUAGACAGCAGGAGUGGAGCCCAGUAUGUCCUAGUUUGACAGAUAAGCAGGACUGGUGGUGCCGCUACACACACUCCCUUUCCAACUAAAAUAGGUUGUGUGCCCGUUGGUCCUUUUGGACCCUUUUAAAAGAGCAUAAGUGCCAGGGAAACUCCUUGGGCAAGAGGAAGCCCAGCACUGCUGUGGUGCAGGAUAUGGCUUUUGUGGUUUUUAGAAGGGUUCAUUUAAAGGGGUGUCACUGUCGGCCAGCCUGCCUUUUAGUGGGCCUUCAGUAUGGGUUUUAUCCACAAUAGGACGUUACGGUGGUUACGUUGAAAAUUUGUCACAGAGUUCAGCCAAGUCUGGCGACGUAUAGACAGCAGAAAUGGCAGGCAGAAGGAAAUGUCUCUGUCUGUGUGGUUGCUUCAGUCAACAGUGUUUGCAAACGCUGCUUCUGUCUGAGGACUUCGUUCUGUAGCAUUCGCUGUAAAUCUUUCCAUGAUCCUUGUUUUAAUCCACUCUGUUUCUCCAGAUUACUCUUGUCACCGGAGCUGUAAACAACUUUGAUAAUCCCUUUACUCUUUUGUCAUUCUUUCAGCAAAACUGUCCAACAUUUUUUUGGUCUGUUUAAGUGUCUUAAACACGAGGAUUUGCAACUUUUGUUUGUCAUUCAAAGUACGAGUUUUUGAGGUUUUGACUGCAGGUUUUACAAAAUAAGUAAACUGAAGACCUUACUUUGGUCUCUAGGAAACAGGGACAUUUUCUCUUUUUUUUUUUUUUUCUUGUUUGUUCAGUAGAUUUACCAGUUAAUUUAUAGAUCAUGAAAUUGAUCAGCAAUUUUGAUAGAUAGAGAAACAAAGAGUUGCAACAAAGCCUGUCCCUGUGAUUACACAACCCCUAGGCCUCCACAUUACAUAAACUGUGGGUUUAUCUCCAGCCUGUAUGCUCUGUAGAUAAAUCUGUUUAAUAUUGAACUGGAACUGGUUCAAUACAAACUCAGUGACAUGAAAAGCCUCUCUGUGAAAAAUGCUCUCAGUGACCUCCCCAAAUGAAACGUGAAAAAAUGCACCUCCGACAUUUUAUCCCUCAUAGCCGCUCUGUGUGUUUCUGGGACAGAAACUUGUGGAGGAACAUGUCAUGUGGAAACGCUGGUUUUACUGGGGUAAAACCAGGUCACUGGCAGUCUAGCUGAGCUCAUGGUGUGCUCUGGUUGUGGUUUAUUCCCCAUAGCAGCACACUGUUAUACUACUCUGUGCAGAGCUAGGCAGAGUCCUGCUGAUUUUCGUCUCUCUCACUCAACUAAAACUCCAGUUGUCAGUCCAGUCUGCUUUAAUGAGUAAUAUAAACUUUAUUUUACCAUAUCCCAUCUUUUUACCUCUCCUCUUCUUUUCAUGCCUGUCCAGUCUAUGUCCAAAACAGACUAUGGUCACACUAGCAUGAGUUCCCAAGAUGAAUGAGUUCCCGGUACUUGUGCCCUAAACACAGUCUUUGCGGAACUUGCAAAUUAGAUGGUUCUACGCGGAGCCCUUUUCAUCCCAGGCCUAGACCUUUGCUGUGAACCGGUCAAGAGGAUCAGGGAUCCAGACUGAGCUGUGUGGGCUGGAGCUAGUGUGUCAUGGGAAAAUGUUUUCUCCUCUCUCCUCUUUUCUCUGUGUCUCUCUCUUUAUUUCUCUUUAUAUCGGCCUUGUCCCUUACUGUCUGAGCGGUAAUUUUCUGCACAAGUUGUCCUCGAAGCGGGUGAUACGUGGCACUCCGGGUUAAAGGUUAGGAUUUUUUAAAGUAGUUCAUACUUAUAGGGGUUUAUUAUAUCACUCAUUAUUGUCUGGAGAUGAGCAGCAGUAUUUCUGCAGAUUGUAAAACUAAAAAGUUGCAGUACUAAAGUGAAACACUGCGGAGAAGAAAUCAUGCACAAAAAAAAAGUCCCAGUGGGAGUGGUCUACAGCAACUGUUGUCAGUGUUUAUGUCCAAAGUGAAGUGUCAAAUUCAUCAAAGAUUUAUGGUAAACAAUGUUCCAUCACACAGCUGAGUUGUUUGAAGUGGAGCUAAUUUAUUUCUCCUCUAAUCCAAACAGGACUAUCCAAAUGUGCUGGUUGGUAUAUUCAUUGAACAGCCCACUCCAUUUCUUCCUGAAUUCUUUCAACGCCUGCUGUCCUUGGACUAUCCCAAAGAUAAACUCAACCUUUUCAUCCACAACAAUGUAAGUGUAAGCAGCUGCUGUUAGCACAUCCUCUAUAUUGGUUAGCUAUGGAGAACCAUGUUUAGCUCCACAGAUGUGUCUUUUAAACCAGUGAAAAUGGUUUUCCCACUCAGGAGGUUUACCACGAGAAGCACAUCCAGAAGUUCUGGGAAGAAAACAGGAACGUGUUCCACAGCUUCAAGGCUGUGGGACCAGAGGAGAAUCUGAGCCAAGGAGAGGCCAGGAACAUGGGCAUGUAUGUGUCUCUUCUCCAAACUUAAUCAUACCCUUGAAGUUGUGCUUUGAGGAGGGAAGUCAUUGGACCAGAUGAAGAAGUUUUAAGCUCCAAUUCACCUUAGCUUGUUUGGUUUGACUUCCAGGUGUUGUAGGAAAAGUCUUCUCAUGUCUCCACAAAUCGUGUUAAGGUUUUGCUCCCUGGAUGGAUUUGAUGAAACUUCUUGGUGUUCAUUUCAAACAGAGCUUAUUAGAAGUAUAUAAAUACAGUUUGGGUUGGAAGAUUGUCAGCACUGACACCCUCCAGGCUUGUAAUCGUGUCUUCUUUCUUGGCUGGAGCACAGAAUCGUGUAUCUGAUAUUCUACCUGCCAGGUUAACAGAUGCAGUUUCUACAUCUUCUUCUUCCCCUGAGCUCACUCUCUCUCAUUGCUCAAAGCUUAGUAAUAGUCUGUUGUCAUGGCGAUAAUUCAGUCUGUGAGGUCUUAUCAGAGAGGUUCUAUCAAAAGCACAGCACGCCUACAAGUACUGGCCUGGACAGCCCUAUAAUGAAGACGUCUAGGGUUUAUUAGCAGCCUCUAAUCAUCAUAAAAUCACAUUUAUCCACUGGAAGCUUAAAGAUAGUCAGUGAGAGUCCAACUCUGUGAUUAGAUCCAAGUAUUUCAUUGAGUGUAAUCAGUGCCAAAUUGAGUAAUCACUACCUUGUCUACUGUGUGUGUGUUUUUUUUUCAUCAGGGAUCUUUGCCGCAAAGAUGCCACAUGCGACUUCUACUUCAGCAUCGAUUCGGAUGUGAUGCUCACAAACAGACAGACGCUGAAGCUCCUUAUUGAGCAAAACAGGUAAUUAUAUGGUAUCUUGAUGAGACGCCAAACUGGAAACAAGUCAGCAAGCCUCCUUGGUUGUUGUUGUGAUUGUGAGCUGUUGGAAGUUGUCCCUCAAGUGGCAAAACCACAGGAACAUUACAGCCCAGUGAAUAAAAGUUUAAAAAUAAGACGCCUUGGCUUCCUGUUUUGCGUGGCCACAUGGAAAGAGUGGAAUAGUCAAUUGCUCUAACCUCGAAAUGCCACUCUUCAUUAUACAAAAAACAAACAUGCAAACCCUUUUCCCCUUUUGCAGCUCGUGAUUUUCAAGAAACCUCCCUGUAAACUCAAUGUAAUGUGGCAGUGGCAUGGCAUUUUGUCCCAAGUCAAACCGUUUCAAGGAUUAUUCAAGGACAGCAUGCGAAUUCCCCUGAGGCGCUGACGCUAGAGGUCAAAAACGCCUUUCUGUUUUAACUAAGGCUUAUUAGAUACAGUGCUGCAGUUCUCUUAUAUAAAGCAACCCGGUCAUUUCAGGCUCAUUUAUUGGCAAGUUCAUAGAUAAAGUCUUUCUCUGUGGUGUAGGAUUUUGAGGCAGCAUCGGAAAAAUCAUUCAAAUUCUAGGAAUUCGUCAGAAUAACGUCUCUCUGCAGCGAUUUGUUUUACAGUAACUGAAUCCAGUUUGGGAUGACUCCCUGCUCCGCUCUGGUUCCGAUUAAACAGUUCCCCAUUUUAAUGGUAGCUUGGCAGGUUAUCAAAUCAGUCCAAGGGGAGGUCGAUCUCAUCAAUGCAUCACACUGGCUUUAGAUAUGAGAGAGCAAGUACAUUAGCUGGUUAGAUGUCUGUGAGAUGUCACUUGAGUUUUAUCCGCUCUGACAGAAUUACCAUCUCUCUGCUCCAUCUCUCUCUUUUCCUACAGAAAAAUAAUUGGCCCCCUUGUCACUCGUCACAGCAAGCUGUGGUCCAACUUCUGGGGAGCCUUGAGUCUGGAUGGUUAUUACGCUCGCUCUGAGGAUUAUGUCGACAUUGUGCAGAGGAAGCGUGUGUAAGUCAGAUAUGCAAUAAAGGCACACACGGCCUAGCUUUGCAUUUUUAGGGUUCACACACCAGAGUUGGAUCUCUCUGUGUCCAUGACCAAAAAAGAUCUUGUGCUUUUGUUAGGAAUAAGUGAACUACGAUGUUUUUCUGAGAAACUUUUACACAUGGAAAGCAGUAAGGGCCAAAAUCAGAUUAAGUAUUGAUCUACUUACAGUCAAAUUCAGACAAUCAGGCAUCCAAAAGAUGUCAAGUCCUCUAAAAACACAACUUGUUUCAGAUAAAUGAAGAAUGUAAUGCUUGUUAAACCGGUAAAAUUGCAGUGCAACAGUGUGUGUCUGCUAAUCCUGCUCUAAUCAAAGAAGUAGUUUCUAUUUCACUGCUUCUGGAUUGGGCUGCAGCUGAAAAAACAGCAGGAUAGUGAAGAUAAGAUUGGACUCUGAAUUGUUCUUAAUCAGCUGUAGAGAACUUAGUUUUUAAACAAGCUAAAGGGUUUCUUUAUUAUUUGCAUUUUCUUAUCGGGUUAUCUAUCUAUGCCUGGUUGCGAAUGGGUCACCUUCAGUACGCAGAGACGACAUAUUUAACGGUCAAUGCAAAACGAGCACUUCCUUUCUCCUGUUCUUAUCUUGUUGUUUCUAGGGGCGUGUGGAACAUUCCUUACAUGGCGCAUGUAUACCUCGUCAAGGGCAGCACUUUGAGGAAUGAGCUGAAAGAAAGAAACUACUUUGUUCUGGAGAAACUCGACCCCGACAUGGCUUUGUGUCGAAAUGCCCGAGAAAUGGUAUGUUUACUCAACCAUCCAUCGUCAUGACACGCUUUUUUAAACAUGCCAUCAUGAUGUAUAUGUCUGCAUAAAGGUCCAGUCAGGGAUGUUUACACCAGGAAACAUGCUUAAACAUGCAAGAAUGAUUAGGUUCUAGUCAGCUAAGAAAUACAAUGAAUUUUAAUGCACAAGUCCAACAGAUCAACAGAAUCCAAACUACGGCAAGUAUGAGUGGCUUUAAAUGUCUUUGCACACUAUUGAGGCAUGAUCCUCCUCUGUUUAUGCUUUCUUUGUGGUGCUUAAAUGUUCUCUGCUUCACUUGUAUCCCAUCAGCCCUCACUUUCUCUCGCCUGCAUUGUAACCUAACCACAGACAUUACACCCGGCUGCAGAGCCUUGUUGACAGUCUGACAAAAAUCGUCUGUUGUGUGUUUCCUUUUCUUCGUAAACUAGCCCAGCUGUGUUUUUAUCACCUUGUUUCUUUACUAAACAAAUAUUGCACCUGAUCCAAACUCAGUUUAUGUUUGGAUUGCCUUUUACCCAGCAUGCAUUCCCCCCAUAAUAAUCCACAAAAACAUCAGCUUCAGAGGGAACCUUGCUCCUUUUUCAUGCAUUUAUCCUCCUCCCAAGUUUCUAUGUUUGUGACGUAUUUACAUACCUCAUUCAACUGUCUUUUAUUCUGAUAUCAUAAUUCAUGUUAUUCUAUUUACAUGAUGCUUCUCCUUUAUUUUAGACGAGUCACAGAGAAAAAGACUCCCCUUCUCCGGAAUCAUUCCAUAUGCUCAGGCCCCCAAAGGUGUCCAUUUGCUUUAAUUAUUUUGCUUCCUGAAACAUCCAUUUCCAAUGGGUUAGCAGGAGUUUUGGAGCUCUGGCUCAUUUCAUAAGCAAACUCUUUCAAAGGCAAAAGAUGAAAGGAAUACCUGGCCGUGAGUUAAAUUCUGAAAAUGCAUAUUUCAUGAAGCUAAACACAAAUUUGGCAUUUACAUUUUCCAAAAAUAAAAAAUCAUUUAAAUACUGAUUUACUGUCUCGCUGCCUUUUUCGCAUAAAGAUGUCUGGCAGCUCUUUGGAAAUUGAUGUUGACAGUUUGCUUGAGUUUUUGAUUCAAAGCAGAUCUAUUUUGUCUAAGAUAGAGAGAAAAACCUGUUGUCUGGUCUGUUUUUUAAAUGUUUUCCAUGAGGAAAUCACGGAGGAGAAAGACGGUUGGAGAGUCAGUUCACAUGCAAGUCCCCUGUCCUGAUGCUUUACCCCGAACAGCCAAACCUUACAGAAAACAUAAUGUAACCAGCUGCUUCCUUUAAACACCAUGACUGAUCUCAGACUAGGCUCCAAAAUAUUUCUAUUGACUCAAAAAUGCAUCCUGGUCUAAAUCAUAGCAUCCACAUCAUACAUUUGAACAUAUGCAUUUGACAAACAACAGCCACCAGGAAAUUGCACAAUCAUUCUUCGUCAUGUUUUGUCUUCCUUAAAGCCUAGUCUGAUAGUGAGUCCAAAUCCAGCCCUAAGCAGCCCCUCCUCAUGCUUCACUGUAGAGGGAAUUUCAUUCCUGGAUUUGCUUUAUCUUAAGCUCCCUAGCAGCCCUCUGUUCCUGUUACCCCACUCCUUUUACCUCACUGUCCCACUCUCUCCAGUCUCCAAACCACCACCACUGCAGCCCCAACACCCAUAAAUAAUCUUAGAUUAUUUAUACGGCAUCUGCGUCUAUCUGAAUUUAAAAACUAUAGAUUUCAGUGUGUUGCGGCACACUUAAAUCGUACUUCUUCAUUUUUGUGCAAAUGAAGCUUUAAAGUAGUUUGCAACAAGAAACUGUUUGCCAGGAUUUAUGCUAGUAGUGCUAACCAUUGAUAUGUUACUAAGAUUAUCAUCUGCAGUACAAUUAUGUACUGUAAUUGUGCAUGUGUAAUGGUUAGGCAGAUAUUAAACUUCUUGUAAAAUGUGAGAUAAUGAUUAAACUGUAAUCUUUCAUGAAACUAACUGAACUUUUUCCUGUUUGCUGCAGGGAGUCUUCAUGUACCUCACAAACCGUCACGACUUUGGGAGGCUCAUUUCCACAGCCAAUUAUAACAUUUCUCAUUAUAACAAUGACUUGUGGCAGAUAUUUGAAAACCCAGUGGUAAGUCAUCAGAAUCUCUCAUUAUUCUUCGGCACAUUUUUCUGAAUAGCUGGGAUAAACAGCAGCCACCUGUAAAGGUUUUAGCUUUAGAGGGAAAUAUUCCAGAUGUGAGACGAUUCUGAAAUAAUGACUUUAGUGUGAUAAGACUCCUGAAUUUGAAUCCCCGGGACCUGCUCUGUGGGUGAGGGGAUUAUCUCUGUGUGGUAUGCAGGUCAGCAAACAGUCCAAAAACUGGCCACUAAUCUCAGAUUCUUUCUCCUCUCAGGACUGGAAGGAGAAGUAUAUCCACAAAAAUUACACCCGUAUUUUCACCGAGAACUACAUGGAGGAGGUUGGUGUGUUUGAGUGCAUCUGUUUAAGUCAGACUGUAUGACAGAGAAAGAAGAUGACAUAAUAUCACAGUAAAGUCCAACAUCUGUUUUUAACAUUUCUGGAUAUUGCAUUACAUCCACUAUAGCUCAAGGUGUAGGUGUGACUGAAGUCUAUUCUCAGAGCCUGUCUGAGCCGCUGUGUAUAAUUCUAUGUCUGUGCGUGUCUGUGUGCGUUUGUGUGUGUUGCAGCCCUGUCCAGAUGUAUUCUGGUUCCCAGUGUUUUCAGAGCAGGCCUGUGAUGAACUGGUGGAGGAGAUGGAGCACUACGGUUCCUGGUCUGGAGGAAGACAUGAGGUCAGUGCUGUUAGCUCAGGUUCAGUGAGCAGAGUUGAAGACAACACGCUACAGACACGCACUGAUUUUAUAUGAGGUGCUGCUCUCGGGUCUUUGUAAAGGCAGUAGAGGGCAGAAAUAGUGACAUCUGGAAAGAAGUCUUUCAUUAUCCUUUGACCGUAAUUCAGCCUAAAACAUUUAAAAACUUCUAAACAGUUACAGGGAUAUUUCUUUAUUUUUGAAUUGAGGCUGUAUGAGUUAUAUGCUAAUAAGACGUGUCUGCUCAGCCCCUUUACUGGGAAACAGGAUGCUAGAUAUGCUACUGUUUUCAGCUGACUGGGCUGAUGCUACACUUAAACUGUAACAAGAGCUAAUUUACGUAGUAGAGUUGUCCUCGACUGCUGAAGAUGCCAACAUAUCUAGCAUCUUGUGCCUGUUGUUUGUCAUUUUUGAUAAACUAGACUGAGGAGUUUGUUGCUGUGUGCUUUUUGUUGUUCAUGAUAAGACAGACGCAGAGUUUUUGGCUAAAAGCUAAAAUCACAUGGAAAUGACAGUCUUAACCUGAUAAGGCAGGGUUUUCAUAUGUUUGCUAUGUAUUCAAAAAUUUGUCCAAAUAUGCUAACACUAGCUGUAGCUAAACAUGCGUACAUUAGCUGUAGCUAGACAUACUAACAUUUAAAUAGUUUUAGAAAAAGAAUGUAAAGAUGUGACAUUGAAAGAAAUUUAACAGUUUUUUGGCAAAUUCCUCGAUUAAUGACCUUAAACUCUCUUUAAAUUGUCUGUCUUUUGAUCUCUGUUUACUUAAAUACUAAAUAAAAAAAGACAUUAUAAAUGUGAGCAGCUUUUGGCAUCAUUUCUAGCCUAACCUACAGAGGUUGCUAUUUUAUGUGAUUCAGUGUACACUAAAUCCAUUUUAAAAAGCCUGUAAAACUUUUUUUUCAUCCCCAUAAAUUGACAAUUUUAAUAUUGCUGGUGUCCUAAUGCAGUUUAAUAUGGAGCUCUUUAUGAGAUACGGAAGGGGAAAAGUCCCCCAUGUUGCCGUGUAAACUUUAAUGCAACAGUUAUGAAUUUGUUUAAUGGCAGCUCGGUGUGCUCUUUUUUUUUCCAGGCAUUUUUUUUUUAUCACUCCUUUUAAAAAUGUUAUGUUAUAUUAAUCUCAUUCAAAUAACCAGACGCAUGACUGGGGUUCAAUUUGUACUCAUGCUUAAUUUUAUUACCCUCACGUGCAGGUUUGUCAUUUACAUGUAGACAAAUAAAUGGUUAUGAUGCUCUAUUAUGGCUCCUUAUUCAUGUGGCCAGUUUUAUACAGUUUGAAAUUGGUCUGUAACGUGUCUCAAAGUUUGCCUUGGAGACAAAUGUGCUCAGAUUCUUUGACUCACUGCAUUUGGGAAAUGGUUGAGCUGGAUGGGUCAUUAGGCUCCAUGCAGGCACACAACAGUUGAGCCUGCGGUUUUUGAGACCCACAUAUGCGCUUACACACGCACAGACACAUCAUCUCUUUAAGGCUGUGGUCACACACAUCCAGGAAGGUGUGUCAUUUUUUCCACUGGUAAUCACAAAGCAGUAAGCUUUAUUUCUCCUUUUUUUUUAUUCAGGACAAGCGGAUAGCUGGCGGCUAUGAAACAGUACCCACAGACGACAUUCACAUGAAGCAGAUUGGUUUCGACAAAGAGUGGCUGCACUUCAUCAGAGAGUUCAUAUCACCUGUCACACUAAAAGUUUUCUCUGGAUACUACACAAAGGUUAGCCUGGCUUCCUGGAAAAAUACAGGAAAGACAAACAGAACCCACCUUCCUUUCAUGAACCUAAACCUGAAGAAAUAUCUGUUUUCACUCGUACAGUUUGGGACAUUCUUCAGCAAAAAACUGUGGGCUUUGACAGGAACUGAGAGGAACUGAGUUGUCCAAACAUAUGCGAACAGUCAACUACGUUUGUGUGUUUUUGUUCCUCUGUCACAGGGUUACGCCGUCAUGAACUUUGUAGUAAAGUACACACCUGGCAGGCAAUCCUACCUGAGGCCCCAUCACGACUCUUCCACCUUCACCAUCAACAUCGCCCUCAAUAACAAAGACACAGACUUUCAGGUAUUGAAUGAAUACUUUUUGUAGUUUUUGAGUACAUUAAGUCAAAUUUUCAAAGUAUUGGCAACAAGAUUUAAUCCAAAUUAAAAAGUAAUUCACAGUAGCUAUGUGUGCGCUUAAUAUUCAUGCUCUACCAAGAACUUAAAUAACCUCUUAAGGUCAUUAAUGUGCCCCAACACCAAAUGUAAGAAUAGAUGGUACAGGUUGGGCAUUAAGAGACACCAAGAGUCACAAGGGUUAUGAAGUGGGCACCUUUCUUCUUAAGUGUUUUGUCAAGUAAGUCUCACAUCUCAAUGAGGCUCAGAAGUUAGCUCCACCUUCCAUGCUAGCUCUCAAAUCCUACCAUACCCACUCACCAAAACAAAAAAGAGAAGAGUCCAUAGAGAGAUGUCUAAAAAAUAUAGUGAAGGCGGGAGGCUUGUUGAGGCCAGAGAUAACAGCUGUCAGGUUAAGCUGCACACUCUGACUCCCCUUACUCCCUAUUUUCAUGAGAGAAGAGUAGAAAAGAGGGUUUGUGGACAAGAAAGACAGAGCCAGAGCAUGACGCUUGAUUGGCAGGGUCAAUCUCACUUAUGACAGGUUGGGCUGUACGCUCCACCUCCCCCCUGACCCCUCUGCACACAUUUCCAUUCUGAUGCUCUUCUAUACUUUGUAUAAUUUAUUCCUUUAAAUUAAUUUGUAAAUCUCAAACAUUUGUCUUUUUUUACCCUCCUUAUCCUGAAUCAGGGUGGAGGUUGUCGUUUCCACAGGUAUAACUGUUCCAUAGAAUCACCAAGGAAAGGCUGGAGCUUCAUGCAUCCAGGACGACUGACUCAUCUACACGAAGGCCUGCCCACCACCAAUGGCACCCGCUACAUUGCUGUCUCUUUUAUCGACCCUUGAGCUUUGAAAUGAGACUGUACAGGAGUCUUUUGACCAUGCCUUGCCUUUUUUUGUUGCCAUGUUUGUUUCGUUUUGUUUUGUCAUUUGACCUAUUGUGCCUUUAAAUGUUUUGCUGAUGCAAGUCUACUUCAAAGCAGCCGCUUGAGAAUAGAUGAUUGCAUUAAAAGAAUCUCUGUCAAACAGAGUAUAGACGAGAAAGUAACAAAAUAAGAUGCACAAAAUAGAAAGAAAAACAUGCUUUUGCUCCAUGCUAAUUUCCAUUCUGUCUUGUUUUUAGUUUCAAAAUUAACAUCCUGUAAGGAUAUACUGGUACUGUAGCAAUACAUGAUUCUACACUGUCAUGGUAACCAGUAAGAAAGCACACUGGUUGUCUUGCUAGCAGUGAGCUUAACUGUGCUAGUAUGCUAAUAGCCUGUGUGUUUACAUUUAUGUUUUGGGUGUAGAUCAUUCAUCCCAUUUAUAAAAAUCAUACCAUCAUGAUCUAAACAAUGACUACUGGUGCUCUCAUCAUCAAUAUAUCUGCAUAAAGAUUCAGGUCACUUUGCGGAGGAGUGUUACUUUGAAGUGUUUUUCUGCCCUGAGAAAGCUCAGACUCUGUUUGUUAUUUAAAGUUGGAUUUGUGCCCAAUGAAAAAGAUUCUAUUUUUGGAAUUUUGCACAGAAAAAAAAAAAAUAAGACAGCAGAAUUCAAUAUGAGUUCUGUUUAAAUGAAGUUCAGUAUUUUGUUCUACUUGAAAAGAUUUGUUUUUGUCCUUCUUUAAAAUUGGUUGGUUUCAAUCGCUUUCCUGAAACACAUUCUGCAAUAUUUUUGAGAGACAGAUUUUUUUUUACUUUUUUUUUUCAGAAAAGUUUUUUAACUUAUUGUCAAAAGUAAUAAAAGUCUAUACAAAACUACUGUAUUCUUUUUAUUGCAUCAUAAAAACAUCUCACACUGUAUAUUGACUGGUUCUUAUUUCAUGUCCUUAGCAGACCCGACUUACUGACUUGGCUUGGAGUGACCUCAUAAAAAAGAAAAAAAAAAAAAAAACAGCCCCUGCAGAUCUUCCCGGCAGAGUUUGAGCAAUGUCUGGGAAUGAUCACAGCCACAUUAUCGCUUCUGAUUGUGCUAUCACUGUAAUGGUGAAUCAUUGAGUCUGUCAAGUAUCCCCUGUCAUGCCUAAAAACAAUGUGGUGUGCUUUAGAGUUCUGCUCCACUGCAGGACUUGAGUGUUUAAGGUGUGGUGUGAUGAUGUACAUCAGUCUGAGUGUAGUUCACUCUACCUUAAGGGCUGAGUUCAAGCAUGUUCAUGUAACCCCAUGAGAGCUGGAGGGCUGAUGACAGAACAGAGGGGGAGCAUGUUGAAUGAAGGCAACCAAAAACAGGUGAUCCAUUCGAUAAAGGAGGGUCAGUGCUUUUUAUUUAUGACUUCAAGGUCUGACCCUUCUAUCAAAUCCUAUUACUUUUUAGCACCCAAAGUGUCUAGACACUCAAACCCCCCUUCAAGGUCCAUGUUUUGACCCCUCAGGCUUGCCUCUAUGACUACAGGCACACAAUUCUGCUCCCUGCGAAGCUUGCAUGAAGGCUGAAUGUCUGAGUAGCUGCUCCCAGGCAGAGCGGAGAGGAGGAGGAGGAGGAGAUUUAGGUCAGCAUGGGGGAAAGGCUCUCCUGCUGAAAGAGCCCCUUUGUGGCCGCCAUUUCCCUCCUUCUGCCCUGUGCUCAGCCCCUCUGAAAGGUGACAUUGAUCCGGGCCAGGCUUGCACAGAAACCUGCAUAUUUUGUUAACUGGCAGGUUUGUCAGAAGAAUAGCUCAAUCAAAAGACAGAAACACUGUUUUUAAAAUCUAAAGUGAGACAGAAAAUAAAAAAAGAAUGGGGGUUUUGAAAUCUAAACACAGGUUGUACUUGAUUUUUCUUUUUUAUGUAAGAAUUAUAAGAGUAUUCAACUGCUUAGCGCAUGUUUUUCAAGUCGAACCCUGUCACACCAGGAGGUCAGAAACACUCUGUUCAAACACCCCUUCUUUGGGUCAACGGGAAACGUGAUCUCUACCCAAAGCAAAUUCAGGCGUGCCACUAACUGCAGGGUGCCCGCCGACAGAUAGUGAUUAAGACAUUACUGUGGCAUCCACGCUGGUUCUGACUAAACAAAGGAUUUAAAUUAAGUGUUUACAAUGAUGAGAGCCUGCAAGUGCCUGAGGCCGGUCGGUGUGUGGUCAUAUCUGGUGCCCGUGGUUUGAAUCCAAUCGUUCUAUGUGGCAGCUGAAAAAUUGUUGAUACAGCACGAUAACCUGGUGUGCAACAUGAAGGUCAUAAAGCUGUUAGCAGGAAUUUAUAGUCACUUUUCUAUAAUCACUUUGAUGUUUAAGUGCUUUUCUUCUUUUUGUUUUUUUAAUGUUUCUUGGCCUGAAUCUUUUGUCAUACCACCUUUAAUCAUGUCUCAGAUCAUAAAUCCCAUUGCACCGUCCAUAUUUAGAGUAACUUGUAUUCAACUAUAAAGAAUAAGCAAUAAAAAGCUCAGGAAUGUAUAUUGUUUGAGGUAAUGCUUUUUUUUUUAAUUCCUUUUUAAUUUCCUGCUGUAGGAAGCUGGGAACUACUUUCACAUGCGCCUUUAUACGUUUUUGUGCAGCAUAGUGAGUAUUUUGGCUCUAGGGUGGAGUUAUAUGUGGACUUGAGUCAAAACAAACACCAUAGUUCCUGUAAGUCACAAUGAGGAAUCGUGUUUCUAAAGGCAACACUGCAGAUCGCUGAUGGGUUUUUCAUUGUUUUCGAGCUGAAGAGGUCCACUGAGCUGACAUGCUAACUGUGUGAAGCUACAUCUUUGUAGGGACAGUAAGCAGGAUGAAGUGUUUCAAUGUGACUAAACAUAUUUUUCAUUCUUCUAGUCUGAGAACAGAUCAGUCCAUGUGGAGUAAGCAUGUGAGCCAAGCCAGCUGUGUGCAUGUGAUAUAUACAACAUAAUGCGUGGUUCACUUACUGUAAAUUCUCAGAUGAUCUUUGGAGGAGAGGGGCAGGGGAGUGUGGGUAUCCGGGUUCAGGCAGAGUGCAAAGUGACAUCAGUGGAAAAGUACUGGGAUGGAAGACAAAUUCAGAGAGGAAACGUUCAAUCCAGCUGAACACAGAUGCAACACAGUGUGUAUAUUUAUGUGUGUGUUGAUUUGGGUGAGUUUUGCUUUUGUGUCGGCAGUUCAAAGACUUUAAACUCCACAUUUCUUUAAAAAAAAAGGGAUCAUGGGGAAAAAAAUACAGGAAUGUGAUGUAUGAGAGCUAAAACAAAACUCCCUUUGUGUAAAAUGUUGUUGGGCAUAAUGAGACCUCCACAUAGUGCCCAAAUGUUUGAAAUUCCUUAAAAAUUAAGAUUCAGUAAGAGGCCUCAUGCUAGUGUUACACUGAAGAUGCCCCAGAGAGCUACUUAUAUGAUGUCAAUAAGUUUCACUCUUAUUAAAAUGUAUUAUCAUGAAUGUUAUGUCGCUUAGUUGGGGCCCGUGUCUACUCACAGCACUAUCUUUUUAUUUUUAUUUUUUUUUUCCAGAAACACUCAACUGAACAUGCUGAAGCAAACAAUUGGUCACCUAUACAUUCAUGCUGUUGUUGUUAUCACAAUAGAAAUACAUGUCAGAUAUCAUACAACAAUGGCUCAAACAUCAGGUUGUGAGUUCACAAACACAAUCCAUUCAUCUCAGUAUUGCAGACAUUUAUCCACCUGGUGAUUUAGUGAGAAGGUCAUUCUUUCCAUAUGCUGUGUAGUAUUUACAAUAUCUAUCCAGUUAGUCACUGCUGGGGAAACUGCCUGCAUCCACCUUCGUGUUACAGCUUUCUUGCUGGCCGCCAGUAGAAUCUUUCACAGAUACCUGUCUUGCUCCAGUAAGAAAGUUACAAUCUUUCUCAACUAGAUUGCUGGAAAGGAGCAGUCAAUUUCAACACCAGAAACCUUCUGUAUUGCCCGUGUCACCCCCUGCCAAUAUGACUGAAUGACUGGACAUCCCAAAAAUACAUGACAUGGCCUGCCAGCUGUUCUCCACAGUUCCUCCAGCAUAGAACCCCUCCCAUCUCCUUUAUCCCUACACUUUUUAGCUUAGGUGUUACAAAAUAUCUUAUCAAAUUCCUAUGACAAAAUUCUCUCCAGAGGCCUGAACUGGUGGAGGUAGACUGCACAGAGAACUUACACAACCAGUCCUCCUCUGUGAUGACAAGUCCAGAUUCCUUUUCGCAUUUUAAUCGGAUCUUAUCUGUUGAAUGUUUCUUAUUUGAUUGAAUAUAUGACUACAAUUUUGACACAAGUUUCCCAUUUCCCUUACUCUUGUACAUGCCAACAAAUAAGUCAAUCAGAUUGGUAUCAUUUUUCUUCCUGAGCUUUAUCUUAACAUUAAAAUAAGUCCUGAUUUGUAAAUAUCUGAAGAAAUCAGACUUUAGUAAAACGUAUCUAUCAGAUAGUGUCUGGGAACCGUUCACAGCAUUUUCAAUUUCACUUCUCACAGGUGCUUGCUAUUACUAGGCCAUGAAAGUCAAUCAAUUAAUGAUGGAGUGGACUCAACACAAGAAAACAGAAAGUGGCUGAGUAGACUAACAGUUUUUAAUGUGGACGUCCCAUGUUCCAUUAAAGUUACUUACCAGAUCUCUGUGAAUGUCCCUGAGCUCCUCAGUCUCUUAGGUUCCUCUGGACUGAUGCUGCAGAUGGUCAGCUGCUGUGGACCUUCCGGACCCCAGCUGCAUCAUCUAUGAUCGUCCGCCUCAGGCCCUGAGCUGCUUCGUCUCUCGGGUUCCUGUUGACUGAUGCAGCGGACAUGAACGUCAGCCAUUAUUAACAUAAUACUAGAGUUAACUACUUUUUGACUUGCUAACUUUAUUAACCUUAAAUUAAUUUAACAUCAUUUGGUCUAGACCUACUCUUUUAGAAAGUGUUUUGGGAUACAAUUGUUGUAAUAUGGUGCUAUAUGUAUAAAGAAUAAUUGACUGAUUAAUGAAUAUCACAAAAAUACAUCAAAUACUGCUCUUAAUAUUAUCAUAGUUACGGUUUCACUGUGAAGUGUCUCCAAGAAAACUCUCUAAAUUUACUCAGUUACACACCAAAUUUGAAAAACAGUUACAGGGUUUGACCUAAAAUAAAGAGGCUAUAAAAGAAGGGAGUGUGUAGAUUUUUGUGACCUUGGUUGAAUCAAAACUUUUUCAAGUUUGGAAAAAAGAAAGAAAAAAAUGAAGCACUGGCAGCAAUCCUCGGUUAAAAAAAAAAAGAGACAUAAAAUAGUUCCUAAUGCAGCAAGAGAAACAAACCUUCGUUCAGCCACACUAUACAGUAUAUAUGUUUCUUUUUUUACCAAACCCUCAACGUUUCUUCAGUAUAUGGGGAGUUUAAGUGUUUUACCAGCUGUGGAAAAGGGAGCCUUUUAUUCUUUAAUUUUAACAACUUGAACCACUGACUUUUGAUACAGUUCCAGCUCUCACACACUGUAAAAGUUUUUUUCAGGAACUUUAUUUGACUCUAAAAAGCAUCGUGAGAAUCUCCGUCUGCAGGGCCCAGCUUUUGUGUCACAAAUCUCCCAUAUUAGGAGCUAUGAUUAGAUGCUGCCAAUUGAAAAGAAGGAAUUGAAUGUGUCAGAUAUGUUUAGGUGUGGUGAAUGUUAUCAGAGUUAUAUAAUUUACUAUAAAUAAUGCUUUAUUGCAUGGCUGCAAUCAUGACUCCCUCUCAGGUAACUUAUAAAAUAGAUCCAAAGUUCAAAAUACCAAUUAUGUGUGAUUGUAUGCUUUGAGUCGAUCAGCACACUCUCUCCUUAGCAGCCAGACUGUUUACCAUCCUAGAGUCAACUGGCUGCACGUACCAUUUAACCAAAUUACACAGCACGGCUCUGUAAAAACAAUCAGCAGCCCCACACUCCCUGACAGAUAUUGAUUUAUGGACAAGACAAAAGCAGAAUUAGAGAGGGGUGAAUGUCAGAGACCACAGGAGCUCUGUUUAUAGCACACAGAUGAAAAUGAAAGUCUCACAACCAGCUUUUUACGGGCUCUUUUAGAGUUUUCUUGAACUAUCAUUCAGUGUGUUUAGUCUGCUUUCAGAGUUCAACUGGAGAUGAAAAAGUGGGAGUGUAUGUGGAGGGCUGUGGUGUCAGCGUACGUAUGCCCAAGUGUGUGUGGAAGAUGUGUGCUUUAAGGCAAUGUAUUUAGAAAGGGAGGAGCAACAGGGGGGCUGAUGCUCAAACCCCCAGAGCCCCCGUGUGGGAACAGACAGUCUGUGCCAUUUUUUAAAGUGAACUUUGAACAACUCAGUACUUUGGAUGGAGGAGUUUAAAACUUACAUUUUCACCCAUGAGGUGAAAGUCUUCCAAUAUUGAAGAGCCAAGUGCAGAAUCUGAUGUAAUAACAGGUAAAAAAAAAAAGCACCUGUAUGAGUUCUUGGGAAGCAAUGAGCUGCAAGAAAAAUUGAAAUUCUGACAUCAGGCCUGCACCAACUAAUGAAAAAUGGUGCCCUGACAUACUGUAGUUGCAUCCAUGCAAAUGUGAAAACACAAAUGCAUACAUUUUAGACUCUGGAGAUUGUUUAAGCGCUCAUUAUGCAUUGGAACGAUUUUAAAAUACAGAUAUACAGUUUUAGAUUGAGUGACAUUUUGGCAGGCAGAAGAGAGUGAUGAAAUAUCUCUGCGCUGAUGUGUCUUUCAGUGAAAUCUCCCACAGUCAGAUGAUGCUACUUCUUGCAAUGUUUGUUGACAUCUGUCAACAGACUUUGUCUCUGUAUGUUUCCACACAAACUACUUCCUUUCAAUUUCCAUCAGUGUUAGUUUGUGAUUUUUGGCUCGGUGGCUGAGACGGCCACCCACACUUGGCUGUCUCAUUAUAGACAAUGAGGAAAUAGGGUUUUGAAGAUGUACUGUUUAUCACUUGGUUACUGUUUAAGAAGAAGGGAUUUGGGGUAAACUAUGAAUCACACUUGGGAAUAUUCAAACGCCUGUAAGAGCUGAAAGUUCUCAUCAGCAUGAUCAGUCUUUAUGGUGGCCAAAGAGAUAAACCAGUUAACACCGCAGCACAAACACAUGGGAGAGUCACCAGUUCAGUGAUGUUUGAACUCUCUGUGACUUUUUACAGGCUUUGACCAUCAAGAGUAUUGAGGUGCAUCAAAAGUUGACUGUCAUGACGUUCUGUGGAUUUAGUUUUUCCCUGGUUUUGUGUUUCCCUGGAGUGUAUUUUCUUUGUGAUUUUCCCCAGUGUCUCUGUUCCCCUUUGUUCCUGUUCCCCUGUAGUAUCUUGUGAGUUUUUAGUCUGUGUCUGACCCUGUUUUCCUCUUGUUCUCAGUGUUUUAUUGUUUAGAUCAGUUUUCAGUGUUUCCUGUUUUAUUUUGUAGUAGUUUAUUCCCUGUGUUUCUAGUCUUGUUUUACUUCCUCAGUUUACUCUCCUCAGUAAUUGUCUGCACCUGUGUCUCAGUGUCUCACCUGCCUCUCGUUGCUCAUUUUCCUGUGUGUACAUAGUCCUUGUCUUCCCCUGUUUCUUUGUUGGUUCAUUGUUGUGUGUACGUGUGUACGUCGAGUUCAGUGUAUGCCUGUGUGUUGCUUCUUGUUUUUGUUGCUUCCUGUUUAGUCAGUUUUAAAUAAACCCUUUAUUGUCGUCCUGCAUUUGGGUCCUUUUCGUUUAUUUAACUCCGGAACAUCACACAGACAGAUCAAAAACCUGCUUUGCUGCUGAGUGGUCCAAUCGGGUUGACCUCUUUAACCCCCAAGAUCAGAUCAAAGUUGGUGAAGAAUAGUUGAAGCCUUGUAAUAUCAUCCCUUCUCUGGACAUGUAUGCCAUGAUGAGCACAGUCUGCACAUGGUUGGAGAACACAGUGAAGUUGAAGAAGUCUAAUCGCCCUAAAGUGUGAUGCACACGAUGAAACUCAGUCAGCCUUGUAGCGACACUAUAAAGUUACUCAUCAAUGUUAAACCAUCCCAAUGUCUUAUCUAGAAAUAAAUUAAUUUUCAGGAGUUUAUUGAAGAAGUCCACUGCUUGUUGAUUAGCUUGUUGACAAAGUCUUUAACAUGAGGCUCUGACUUCUUAAAAACUUUAGUGUCCCUGAAUUUACCCUUGCAAGUUAAUAUUUCUCAUUUAGUUUUGCAUUAUUUUAACUUAAUUUUCAACUGUAGGAUAGAAAUAAACAUCUAACAACCCCUGUAACCCUUAUGUAACCAUCUAUGGCAAAGGACAGUUUGAAAUGUGUAGCGGUUUAUUUGCUAGGGCCCUAUGAUUUCAAUGCUGCUGAAAACUUAAAAAAAAAUCACAGAACUUGAAAACAAAGAUGAAUUAAACUGUAAAACAUGGACUGUCUUGGGUGAAAUGUGUGUUUUCAGUGAUUCAUGGUAUUUUUUUCUCUCAUCCUUUUAAAUUUGUAAAGGAUUACCAUUCAUUUCUAAUGAUUUUGAACAGUGGUUCUAAAGUUCAGUCCUCGAGGCCCACUGUCCUGCAUGUUUUGGAUGUUCCCCUGCUCCAACACACCUGAUUCAAAUGAUCAGCUCGUUAUCAAGCUCUGUAAUGGCUUAAUAACGAGCUAAUCAUUUGAAUCAGGUGUGUUGGAGCAGGGAAACAUCCAAAACAUGCAGGACAGUGGGCCUCGAGGACUGAACUUUAGAACCACUAUAUAUCUGUGUCUGGUUAGCUGCAGUGCCUGACACAGGCUCUGACAGCGGGGGGUCUCUCAGUAGGUCCCCCCUGCACUGCUUAAAGAUGUGGAUAUGAUUGUCUCAUACAGCUGUUAUGUGCAGCUGGUUGAUGCUGAUGUCAUUCGGAGCUUUCUCAUCUUGGAUCAUCAUCACUGGUGAAUGAGUCAGGUAGAGCAUGAUUCACAGGACCAAUACAGUUUAUAUAUUUAGUUAAAACUUCAACUUCUACUUUGUUGAACUUUAUUAAAUUUAGUGUAGUUCCUUCAGGAAUUGUUAAAAAUUUAGUCAACAUAAAUUAACACUGUUCAAGUGAAAAAUGUGGUCCCAAUGUAAAACAAAGAAAUAAAAGAAAUUAAAAGAGAAAAAUGAUUUUUUGAAAAAACAAACAAACAAACAAACAAACAAAUACAUUUAGAAGGGUGUGUCUGUGGGCUGUGAGUACAGAGGAUUACUGAUAAAACACUUAAAAAUAUUCUUCUUUAGAGACAAGGCCCCAGGAAAAACAAAAAAGGAAAAGAAAACAACAACAAAUUUCAGAGUGGCUUUUUCAAAAAGAGAAUCUGUGCUAAUUAUCACAGAUUUUGAUUCUCAGCCAAACCCGUUUACUUCCUGAACAACUGUCACUACCUAAUAUGUUUCCAGCUUUACAAGUGAGGAAGAACCUGAGGGUAAAAUCAAGGAAAUACUUCCUAGUGCUCCUUCAAAGACGCCCUCAGCGUACUGUCGGUUUCAAGAACACAACAGCAUCGCAGCUAUCUCUCUGAACCUGUAAUAAAAGACUGACUCACCUGAAUUUGCCACAAGGCAUAUACAAGGUUCACCCAAGAACACGGAAUGAAUCAACCGCAUUCAUUCUUCCCAGUGUGAGCUCUGAGCUCUAUAUUUACAGCACCUCUGAACUAUUUUUAUGUGUUUGGGUGCGUGCCUCAUUUCCUUAAAGAGACAAAAAGGAACGGGGUUUUCGCAGCGUUCGUGUCAUGGGAGCAUUACUGUUGUCUUGCUCGCUCUUGACCUCAUGCCACUGGGAGCUUUCUCUAAGUGCCUGUCUAUGUCUCUGGUAGGAUAUAAUUGUAUGUUUUGAGUUGUGUGGCUCUUGUUGGAUUUGUAGUUAGCACUUCUUCCUCCAGUCCUAUCAGACACUGAAGAUGCAGAGUCCCACAGUCGGGGCGUGUUUGUUUUCCAGCCAUCUAUUCCAUGUGAACCUGUUGCCCUCUGUGGAGCCAGAGGCAACCCAGCAGCAGACUGGCAAUCUGGUGACCACAGCACAUCAAGACAUGACCAGUGGUGAUCCACCCUAAUCCAUUUAAUUGGCCCUUUGGCUCUGACUUAAAAGACCAACCACAAGUGAGGAUUGGAUACCUCUGUGGAUGUACAAAGAAAGUCUUCCACACUGGUGGUUGUGGUCUUUAGCUCAGUGUUGUGGCAUUUGGCCUCCGUAUAGGCGCGCUGCCACAUCCCUCUUUUCCUUUUAACUUUCUGGAGUUUACUUAGACGGUUGGUUUAUGAUCUGGUGAGAGGGUAACUAGCCGGGGAAGACUGUAAUAUCACUUUUCAUGAGGGAGAUUCCCCUGGCAUGGUAUAUAUGUUGUAAACAGUUACUGUGAGGGAGUGGAUUCUCAGAACAAAAUGUAUUUUGCAUCAAUGGAGAAAGCUGCAAUCAACUGAAGUAUGAUGGUUUCAAGUUGUCUCUAGAGAUUAAAGAAUACAGGAAAGGACUCAAGGACCUUACCUAAUGUAAAAAAAUGUUAAAUUCAGUUUCAGCACUGGUCUGUAUUCUGUUCAAACAUGGUAUUAUAUUGUUUUACAGUCAGGUUGUAUUAAUCAGUUUGAUAUAGAAUACAUUCCUUUAAUCAGUUAUCAGUCAAAAUUAGCCUCUUUCCAUGGCAACCGUUAGCUUCUAUGGUUUCUAUCUGCCAGUAGAGAAAUGCAAUUUUUUGCAUUGCACUCUUAAGGUAUCAGAUAUUUAACUGCAGAUCUACAGACACUCGUCACACAAGUAAGACGAAACAGUAUGUUAAGGACAUCAUACAGUAUUUGUACUGAUAAUUUCACAUUAUGAGUUGAUUUGCUGUGGAAAAAAAAACAAAAAAAACAAAAACAAAACAAAACUAUAGCUUAUUUUUCUAGUGGCAGUCUUGUGUGCGCUAUUGUCGGCUACAGUACAUUGUUCUCAGACAGCCUAUUCAUUACACACAUGCUAGCUAGAGAUGCUAGUCUAGCUAGCACCCCUAGCUAGACUGUCCUCUGCACUACUUUGCAUUGUUACGGUCAAGGUGACCAGAUACCUCACAGCAAAAAGGGUCCUAGUUUGAUUCUCUGACUGGACAGGGGCCCUAACCCAGAAAUCCCCCUGCAUCCAGAAUGGCUCCGCUCCACUUCGGACCAGCAGGUGGAUCAGAUCCGCAAGCAUAUAGCGCCCACUGGAUCCGAUCACCCACCGCCAUCAGAGGAGAAGCGCCUGCGAGAUUGCCGAUAUUUCUCGCAAGACUGGACGAGAUCUCACGAGCUCUUGCGUGUUUCCCCUGGAGUCAUAGAAUGAGAUCUGCCGAUCGGUGUACAUAAACACCCACAUCCCACAACCCUGGCCUCUCCUUUUAUCAAGUUAAGAACAGUUCAACGUGUUGACCUUAUUUAAUUUUGAAAAUUAACCAGAUAUUUUAGUCUGUAACCGCAUACAACUUCCAUUGCUGCUUGUGCUGCGAAUCACUGAAUUGAUGUGCCUUGCUCAGGCGUCCGGCAAAAAUAAGAGCCUUUCGUUUUUGAUCCGCCUGCCGUGCCGGAGUGGAGCAGAGCUGUUCUAGAUCCUGUGGGUUUUGCCCGUAAUGUGUGGAGAUGGCAUCUCUCAAAUACCUCUAUGCGCAUUUAUGUUAGGAAGGAAGCAAAAACACAGAGCCAAUCUUCUGCCAGACAUACUUCCAAAUAUCAAUAAACUAGAGAUAUCUUUGUCUUGAAGAAGCAAAUCUGCAGGGACCCCAAGGCAGGAGAUGACUCCCUGCUUCUUCAGCCAUCAGGUGCUGCCCUCCGUAAUGUCGGGGUUGGUUUAUUCCAAUUACAGAGUAAACCUGACCACCUGGGAUCAAAUAAAACUGUAAAUGUAGUCUCUGAAGGUCAAGCUUUGGUUGGGGAACAAGUGAGAGCACAAAGCCAAAGCCAAGUGCUGGUCAUUGUGAAGGACACACGGCAGCUCCUCCUCCCCACCUUCUCACCUCCCCCAAUAAACACACAAACACAGAGGUUAGAAAACUGGGGGAGUUGUGACAGCACUCAUCUCUCUCCAGUAACACAGCCUCUCCAGAAUGCAAAUACUGGUUUGUAAGUUCAAAAGUUCCCCUCUCUCUCAGAUCUCUCUUUGUACAUUUCCUCUUCCUUCUCCACUUUCUCUUCUCAGACUUUAAAAGCAUGUGAGACCACUGAUUAAAAAUGUUUUAAAUAGUCAUAGAAUAUUUUUUUCUUUUUGAUAUGUUCUUCUAUGUGGCUUGGAGGAAGCCAGAGAGCACAUUUAUGUGGCAAUAUUCCACAAUAUGUAUGAUUUAUUGCAGAAAAUGUGCAGUCUGAAAGCAUACAUAUGUUUCCACUUUGGUACAUGAAGCUUUUCUUAUGUACAGCCUGACCUACAGGGCUUCCUAAUCUGCACUCAUGCAUACUGUAGAGCUCCCAUCGAGCUGUCCUUCUGUUACAGAGGCUUGAUAAAAGAGGAAUCUAGCAGCUUUCAUUUACAGAUACUUUCCCUUCAGUCGAUAAAUGUUUUUAUUCUGAGCUUCUUAAAGACUGCAAAUAAAAAAAAAAAAAGCAUAGAAAUGAGAUGUCUUUAAAAACACACCGUUUGAGUUCAAUAACCCUGAUGAAAAGGGACUGCCACUGAAAAUUCAAAACCUUGAACUUCACAAAACUCUUCAAGAUCAUCUACUGAAAAUCUUCACCUGCAAUGCAUCUUGCAGUCCUGAGAGAACGACAUUAUUUGCAGCAUGUCUUUAUCUUGGCUUGCUUUUGAAUGCUUGUAAAAAGGUGGAUGAAUAUAUAUCUUAGACAGGGGACAAAUCUUUUCGGGUUGACCUCUGCUUUCUGACAGAGCUGAAGAUGAUUGAGGUGAACUGGAAGGGGAUUUGGAACAUCAGACAUCCAAAAACGAUGACCAAAUCAUCCAUCGCAUUUAACUAUCUUGCAGAAAUGCAUUGGAAGAGCUUCUCCUGUCUGACCUUAACUCGAUCCAUGUGCAUAACUGAGCAACUGAGCAUCGUCCACAAAUUUACUGGAGGAAUCAUAUUCGAUGGUGCCAAACUGGACAGUUUUUCCCAGCACUGACUUUCAGCCAUGAUAGUCAGUAAAAAUAUGCCUCUACAUGCAAACUACCCACUCAUCUCUGCACACACGUGGACUAUUUAAAGGCUCUAUUCUGAUUUACUCAGUGGGCUGAAAUAACCGGGGUCAAUCAGUGGUUGCUGUAUGUUUGCCUACGUGAGCAUUCACAUACAAUUUUCUAUAAUUUACACUUGUGCAGGAAGCCGCUUAAAUGUACACAUAUGGCCACCCAGGGCUGGGUGCGUUGAUUGCCUUCUGUCCCACCCACAAAGUGCUGAUUCUGCUGGUAAAAUCACACACUCCUCCACGCACAGGAACUGCCUUAUUGCUGCAUGUAUGUUGUGUAGGUUAAAGUGGUUUGAGGCUUUAUCUGAUCUUAUCUUAAAAAAGAGAGGGAAGUAUCUGAUAGGAACUCAGCCAAAAUGAACAAACUCUUAAAAGGUUUUAAACUUGUAUGGUUUGAUUGUCAAGGGUGCGCCCUCCCUCUCACCCAAUGACAGCUAGGAUGGGCUCCAGCCCCUUGCGACCCCUUACAGGAAAAGAGGUCAAGACGAUGGAUGGAUUGGCAAUACAGCUGCAUGAGAAGAAAAAAUGUAAAUAGCUGCAGUUAGAGCAGUGAAAUUAAACGUUUCGAGGCAAAAAGGAUCUUGAACUGCUCUCAAGUGAGCUGUGAUGGAAUGAAAAAGCUUUCGUGACUUUCUGUGCCAACCUAAAAAUCAUUAAAACUCAAUUAUGCUCUAAAUUGAUGCCAAACUACGCUGUUUUAGAAAGGAAUGUAUGGCAAGAAAGAAGGACUUUACAGCUCACUAACAAGGUACUAACUUGCAUCACAAGAGAACUGUGAAAAAGAAACUCAGUGUGUUGUCAGCAGCCUGGACAAGCAUGAUCAAAACAUUUUCUCGUUUCAAACAGGAAAAUAAAAAAAUAAAAAAAUAUAAAAAACUGAAAUGAAAAUGGGUGUGGAGACAGAAAUGUAAUGGCUGAGGUGUUUUUCCUCAUCGAGUUUCCAUGGCACUGCCAAGACAGUGGUAGCUGCCAGGGGUCCAAAUGUAGGGCAACAUUAAAGCACGGCCUGAAACUAAUGAGUCAUGGUAGUCUGGGUGAGGUUGACAUCAUUUCCUUUUUAGCCUCAGAGGGUCUGGAAUGCGACCCCCUCCUCCUCUUAAAACCCCACUGCUGCUGUCUGGAUAAGACAAAGCUGUGAAAUUCAUUUAAAGUGGAGACUGUACAAGUUCACAGACAUACAUAACCCUGGGUGAAAGUAAAACUUACACACAUAAACAUUUAAGGAAGCAAUGUGUGUCAUAUAAUUUUACUAGCGGCACUUAAAGCAGCAUAAAGAAAAUAAUAAGAGCCCUUAAAUGAUGGAUAUUUUCCCGAAUGCCAUUUACAGGGAUGCACUGUAACCCGGCAUCAUCAAAUUGCAGGGUUGCUCCGCAAAAAUAGGCAUUAAGUGAGUUUAUCCUCCAUUAUGUCCCCGGCAUGGGUGGAACAUAACGCUAAAUGCCAAAUUGAAUGGUGUUAUUACUGCGAUCUGAUGAAAUACUGCCGAAUUUAAAUAGAGCCGUUUUGCAGAUGCAGAAGCAAAUAUGAAUACCAAGAGUAGAUUGAGAGGUCGGGGGAGAUAUGAAAACACAAAACGUCUGAAAGAGAUCCCUGAGAAUGAGAGGAUCCUUUCCUGGGAGUUUUCUCCUGCUCUCAUUGUGUGACUCAAGGCUGAUGAGGACAGAUAAUUCACCGCUGGUUUGAAAUUUGGGGCAAAAGAGAGUGAGAGAGAGAGAUCUAGUCAAAGUCUGACAGUGCGGUUGGAAACGCUCCAUCGCCUUUCUGCUGCGUGGGAGAGACGUCUGGUCAGUGAAGUAUGGCAGAGGAAUGUAGCCAGCCGUGCAACACGGUACUAAACCCACACCCACAGACGGUUUAGGAAGGUAGAUUAAUGAUGGGGAAAUUCAAAGUCAAGUCAACUUGAUGCUUGAAUUGAAAUUUCCUUAUUGAAUUCACUGUUUAAAAACAUCAUCUGUUUUGUACACAGAAGGUUUGUUCAUCAUUAUUCCUGCUGAUGCGAAAGAGCCAUAAAGUUACUUUGAAAGUAUUUCCUGAGAAAAAAUGGUUCCAGGUUCUUUGGGCGGAAACGACUUAAAUCUCUCUCGACAGGCACUUUAAUCUAGAUUGCAAAUUGAUCCAUUUGAGAUAGACUCCAAUCAAAACUCAUAAAAUAAAUGUCUCGAACCUCACAUGAUCAGAGUUGGAUCCAUUAGUUCUUUCUGAUGUGUUCACAAAUAAAACUACUAACACUGUCGACUGUCACUUAGCGCUGUCACCCGCAGAUCCAUGGGAUAUUCCACAGUGUUUUGAAUAUCUCACUAACAAACAGCCACAUCCUGUUGCGUCCUUGGUUCGCUGUGGGUGCUGUCACAGAUAAAUCCCACUGUCAUUUUAAUGUGGAUUGUCAACACAGCUGUUCAAGCUAGAGGAGAGAAAGUGAGGAGGGAAGAGUGGUGGUAUGCCUGCUUCAAACACCGGAAAGUUGCACCUGGAACUCAUUCAGUAUGUUUGUUCGGAGUUGUCAAAAUAUAUACUUUACAAAUUGUUGUAGUUCAGAUGGUUAAUUGUGUUCAUUAUCAUCUUUUUUAUAUGAAAAUUUAACUAUUUAGAGCUGUCUCAAUCCAACUUUUGAUAUCAAAAAAGAAAAAUGUGCUUUCAUCUCUUCCAAAAAUUGAAUAUUGUGUGAUGGAAACAGUAAUUAUGAGAGGAAGAAGGAUAGUAUUCAAGUGCUUGUGCUUCAUUUGGAGCAACUUGAAAGAAAAUAAAUCAACUUUAAGACAGAAAAAAAAAAAAAAAAGUUUAGAUGUUAUCACUUUGAAGUUCAAAGUUUGGACGUGCUCGAGUUUAGAUAUCACCCCCUCUCCCAUAAAUGUCUCUGUGUGGAUGAUCCUCAAGUCUAACUCUGCACCAUUCUUUAACACAUAAUCAACACAGUGCUGGAGGAAAGCUUUAAAAAAUAUGCAUCUGAAAAACCAAGGGGGGAUAAAAAGACGGAUUAACAUUUGCUCAUUUGCAUUUCGUCAAAUGUUCAGUCAUCAGGAUUAUCAAAAGUUGACUGAAGUUGUUGUCAACAUCAUUAGCCACAAAGCAGAAUUUCAAAUGAAAAGGAAAUAUUUGAUCAGUGAGAUGAGAAGCCUGCAUCUGCUCCCCUCUUCUUCCCCCUUGUGGCUGAGAAUGGGACACAAAAUAAGUCCUAAUUAAGGAGGCACUAUUGGACUUUCAAGCGUGUGUUUUUCAUUGAGUUGAUCCUGCCUGCAGAUAAUCUGGAUAACAUCAAUCUCUUGAACCCUGAUUUUUGUUUAAUAUGGUGAAGAUUAAUUAACAAGAUUAAUUGUUCAUCUUAAGAUUGAAGAGUUUGGUUUUUUAAAAGGGAAUGUCAAAAUGUAGUAAUGUAUCGCUUCCAGGACAGCGUUGGGAAAGUAUGUUUUGGUUUAGACCACAAGGUAGCGCCAGUGAGCUAUAAAUAAAUCCUCUAUACUCCAACCCUGCAUCCAAAAUCCAAAUUCACCUCCUCAACUUACUGCUCACACUUGCUGUGAGCUCCUAAUUGGCGAUGUGGGUUUUGAGUUUCUGAGCCAUUCAUUGGGAGCAAACUGGGUCAUAAUUUACAAACAUCAUUUAAUAAUAAUGCCAAUUCAUUAGUGCAAGACCCAAGCUAUCUCUUUCAUCAGCUCAAUAGAGGAAUGCCAGUGGGGCUUGAAAGCAGGUCGGUGAUGGGAGGCGGGGAGUAUUGGGAGAAGGGGGGGAGGGAUAGUGGGGGUAAAUAGCGGUGCGCACUCACAGGCUUAAUGUGGCUGUUUGGUGGAUUUCUGAGCCUUCAGUGAAUUUGGAAUCUGAAAUGAGCUUCAUCAGCAAAGUAUAAGUAAAUGUUUCAUGUUUUUUAUGAGGUGCAGUUAUGAUCUGGGAGUCAGUGAUGUUUUUGACAGAGGCAUAAAAACGAUACGCCUUUAUUCCCUGCUCUCAUCUCACAAACAAAUGGAGCGGCCCAUAUCUUUUGUCAUAAACUUAAAUCUGUCAAACAUUUUCUCUUGAAGAUUCAAACACACUGGCGCGAGGAAGAAGAGUUGAAGCGUGUUGUCAAACAGAAAUGUUAUUGGGUCUGUCCUGCCUUAUAGGAGGAUCAGAGGAGACUGCACGAGCAGCAGAAGCAGAAAUGAAUGAUCAUGAACAAAGCUUGGUUUAUCUUCCCCAUGUGUUUGUGUCCAGGGAGAUAUGAUGGAUGUCUGUGGAAACAGUAAGUCCGGGUGUUGUCUAGAUGGCAGCAAGCGUAACACAAUGUGAGGGAUUUUCCCUCAAGGUGGGUCCGAUGUCACCUGAGGAUAAGGACACUUAUCUGCCAAAAUUGCAGUCCUAGGAGACAACAUCAGGUGACGAAGGAAUGGAAUUGGCUCUCAUCCUGCUCUUUGUGUCUGAUAAAUGACGACAACACAAGCACUUUGGUCUUGCAUUAUUGAAUAAGCCUGCAAAUCUGAGGGACUGACUCAUAUCAUAGGCGGUGUGAAAGGCAAACAAAAGGAAACACAAUCAAAAUCUGAGUGAGAAACAAUAGUGAAAUUAUUAAUUAGGCUGAAAUGAUUGAGUGUCUUCUGCUGAUUUUGCAAUAGCCUGAUCAAAGUGAGGAUUUACUGCUCUUCAGUAUUGCUUGUCAUAAAAAAACUUGUUCAUUAUUUUUGUCCAUUUACUAAUCAGCUAAUGGACUUAAGGCAUAAAUAGCUCCCUGCUCACUGGUUUGUUUGUCACUGUUUAAGCAUUAGGGGACUUUCUUCUUACUUUCAGAUCUGUUUCCAUCAGGGUUUCACAUUAAAUCACAGUUUUAGACCAAUAUGAGCAUUUGCAAAGAACAAACCACAAGGCCCACAGUAUUUUAAUCAAACACUCGUGUAUUUAUAGGCCACUGACAACCUUCAGAUGAAUUAGUCUGAAUCUAUGUUGCAUGUCACACAGGCAUAGUGUAAAAAUUAAAUAACAGCACACAGACAAAGUCACAGGGAGGUAACACUCAUUCAUUAAUUGUCAAUUUAUCACACAAAGCUAAUUUUUCUCCCACUGUGCAGGCCUACCUUGUUAAAAACUGUAAGAGAAGGUUGUGCAUUUCAAAAAUGAUCCUUUGAUGAUUUAUAAUGAAAUCUUUUUAAUGAAGUAUCAGCAGCAUCACUUCACCAAACAGGAAACAAUCUUGUACUUGUAGUAUGCUUGAGUUUUUUAGAUUCCUACUCUUGCCAGUUGUUGUACAGGUUUCAGACCAAAAUUAGAUGGAAUUAUAUCAGGAAUACUGCUCAAGACCAGUCCAGGUCAAAUUCAUCAGACAAAACUCUUUUGUAAACUGUUUUUGAUGUUUUUCUUAAACUCUUCUGACCUUGGGUGACCCCCAAGGCCCCAUCCUAGAUCCCCUGUUGUUUUGUUUCUAGGUACUGCUGAGACAUAUACAUAGAAACAUUAGUCAGUACUGUUGUAAUACAGAUAACGCGCACAUAUUUGCCUUUUUAUGCUAGUUAAGGAUAUUGUUUUGUCCUUUACAAAUUUACUGCUGGAUGUCUAGACUAUUUCUAGGGUGGAUGGCAAGCAAGUUUAAUAGUCUCUUUUUAACCCCCAUAGCCUGUCUUUAUAAAGCAUCUCGGCUCCCCAUCAGCAAAUGCCAACCCAGCAGCCAGAUCCCUAUUUGGAUUAUUUGACAGUGACCUUUGUUUGAAAAACAAGUUCAAGAAGUUGUUCAGGCUUGUGUUUAAAAGAAAAUAUCUCAUAAACCAAACACCUAUCCUUCAACUCUUACAUAACAGAGUUGCUCUGCCACCUAUAAAUACAAGAAGACAAAAUUUUAACACUUUUGAUAUUCAUUCAUUUAGUAAUAGUCAUUUUAUCACUGUUGUUGAUCAUAUUUACUCUAUUUUACUUUAUUUCAUUGCUACUUGAAUUGUGCAACAAUAUUUCCGACUUUAAUGAGAAAAUUGCAGUUUUGUAAAUUAACUUUAUAAGUUGUUAUAAUAAGAACUAGUUUUGAUGCCAAAGAUUAUGGUAAUUCUGAGCUUUAUUUCUGAUUAUUAGCUCGACAGUUUAGUGAUUUAUGGAAUAUUAAUGUAAGUAAUAAUAAAGUGACAAUAAUUUUAGCGAAUAUAUGUUACGAUAUACGAAAAUAGAAAUAAGCAUAAAGACUGCUCGACUUUGUCAAUGGGUGUCUUGUAGGCAGCCUGUGCGAGGGUCAAGUUACAGCCUUGUCUAUUAAGUCAUCUUGUAACAUACACUCCAAUGACAACCUAGGGCAUAAUUCCAGGAUGUCAAUAGUGAAGCACAUUGAAUUCCUCAAGCAUCUUAAGAGUACUUGUCCCCCAAAUGCCUCUCAAGCACGGCGCGGUUGAACAAUGCACAAGGUAAACUAAUUCAACUGAGAAUAAAACCUAUUCAGGUCUAAAGACACCUUUCAGUGUCUCAGAUAAGGUCCCAUAUGUGGAGUAUAUCAAUGAAUUAUUAACAGAUGGUUCUACUCUCCAUCCAUUGCGUCCAUACAAAGUC